Pelobates cultripes (western spadefoot toad) is the source of this 46139-nucleotide messenger RNA. NCBI's taxonomy places the organism in Eukaryota, Metazoa, Chordata, Amphibia, Anura, Pelobatidae. The record is from the annotation of a GenBank genome assembly.
CAGCUUUUCUCUGUCCCAGACUAUAUACCAGGAGCUUCUGCCUGCUAGUAAGAAGGUAAGGAGACAAGUGGACCAGCGAGUGCUAGGGGACAGUCCUUAUAAAGCGUUGAGUGAGCGCAUCAUUAGAUGCAUUUAUGCCAAGCUCAGGGUGCUGUCUGCAUAGUAUGCCCUUAGUUGGCCAGCUGCAUGAUUGGCAGGCAGCCUGACAUGCAUUCAUACCAGGCUGGCCUUCUAAUUCUUUGGGCAGACAUAUCCUCUUUUUGGGCAUGUUCGCCCCUUUUGGCAGGUUACGUGAUUUGUGUCAGUGGCACACCCUUUUACAGUGCCCAUUGACUUCCUGCUUAGGGGUUAUGGAUUUACUUGAAAGAUGAAGACAUAAAUUAGUGAUAGAUUAGCCUACCCAUACCGUGUUUUCUUAUAGCUAUAUUCUCUCCAGCACCAUCUCCAUCAGGUACAUGAUGCUUGGGAGUGUUUUACUGUUUUUGUUCGAUAUGAUUCUGUAAUUAGGCCCGUCAUAAUUGUCAGCACCAGGCCCACUGGGCUCUUAAUCUGGCCCUGUAGGCAGGGUAAUAUGGAGGAGUUAUAGGGAGAGUUAUAUGGAGGAGUUAUAGGCAGUGUAAUAUGGAGGAGAUAUAGGCAGUGUAAUAUGGAGGAGUUAUAGGCAGUGUAAUAUGGAGGAGUUAUAGGCAGUGUAAUAUGGAGGAGUUAUAGGCAGUGUAAUAUGGAGGAGUUAUAGGCAGUGUAAUAUGGAGGAGUUAUAGGCAGGGUAAUAUGGAGGAGUUAUAGGCAGGGUAAUAUGGAGGAGUUAUAGGCAGGGUAAUAUGGAGGAGUUAUAGGCAGGGUAAUAUGGAGGAGUUAUAGGCAGGGUAAUAUGGAGGAGUUAUAGGCAGGGUAAUAUGGAGGAGUUAUAGGCAGGGUAAUAUGGAGGAGUUAUAGGCAGUGUAAUAUGGAGGAGUUAUAGGCAUUGUAAUAUGGAGGAGUUAUAGGCAGUGUAAUAUGGAGGAGUUAUAGGCAGGGUAAUAUGGAGGAGUUAUAGGCAGGGUAAUAUGGAGGAGUUAUAGGCAGGGUAAUAUGGAGGAGUUAUAGGCAGGGUAAUAUGGAGGAGUUAUAGGCAGGGUAAUAUGGAGGAGUUAUAGGCAGGGUAAUAUGGAGGAGUUAUAGGCAGGGUAAUAUGGAGGAGUUAUAGGCAGGGUAAUAUGGAGGAGUUAUAGGCAGAGUUAUAUGGAGGAGUUAUAGGCAGUGUUAUAUGGAGGAGUUAUAGGGAGGGUAAUAUGGAGGAGUUAUAGGCAGGGUAAUAUGGAGGAGUUAUAGGGAGAGUUAUAUGGAGGCGUUAUAGGGAGAGUUAUAUGGAGGAGUUAUAGGGAGAGUUAUAUGGAGGAGUUAUAGGGAGAGUUAUAUGGAGGAGUUAUAGGGAGAGUUAUAUGGAGGAGUUAUAGGGAGAGUUAUAUGGAGGAGUUAUAGGGAGAGUUAUAUGGAGGAGUUAUAGGCAGUGUAAUAUGGAGGAGUUAUAGGGAGAGUUAUAUGGAGGAGUUAUAGGCAGUGUAAUAUGGAGGAGUUAUAGGGAAGUAAUAGGAGGAGUUAUAGGGAGUAAUAGGAGGAGUUAUAGGGAGGGUUAUAUAGUGUUAUGAAAGAUAUAUGGAGUAAUAGGAAGAUUUAAACAGCCAGCAUGUCGUAUCCUGAUAAGGCAGGGUCUUAGCAUUGCAGAGACCUUUCCUUUGCCCAUAUCUUAUUUAUUAUCUCUCUCAGUGCCUGGUUUAAUGAGCAUUUUGUAAAACAGCUCAGAUUGUAUCUCUCUGUCUGCUCAGAGGAAGUCUCUGCAUGUUAAAUAGGAUUCAGUCAGGCACAUUGCUUCUGUAUGCCACCAGCUGGACAGAAAGAGUUUUAACUCUAUAAACCUGUCACUGGGCUAUUGCAUGGGACUGACCCAUUUAUAGGGACACAAUGUCUGCUAUAAUCAUACAAUUACAAACUAUAUGUAAAAUGUACCUAGCAACUGUAAAAAAAAAAAAAAAAAAAAAAAUCGUUAAUGCAGAUCUAAUGCUACUCUUAAAGUGACAGUCUCUGAUUCCCUCACCUCAGUAAAUGCUAAUAAAGAGCUUACUUUGGGGAGAAGUGUAAUGGAGGUAAGUGGAAAACAAAAGGCCUCCACCAUCACAACAUUUCUAAGUCCAGGCUCCCUGUGACGCAUCUGUCAUUUCUAUAUGAGAUCAGGCAUUGAUUAAGGAAUCCCAUAAAAGAUACGCACUUGUUCACUUUUCCAUGGUGCCAUAUGUAUACACGUCACUUUAACCCAUCAAACAUGACACUGUCAUUAGGUUACUCUGCUCCUACAUGGGACUGUCCCUUUAACCCAUUAAACAUGUCACUGUCAUUAGGUCACUUUGCUCCUACAUGGGACUGUCCCUUUAACCCAUUAAACAUGUCGCUGUCAUUAAGUCACUGUGCUCCUACAUGGGACUGUCCCUUUAACCCAUUAAACAUGUCACUGUCAUUAGGUCACUUUGCUCCUACCUGGGACUGUCCCUUUAACUCAUUAAAUAUGUCACAGUCAUUAGGUCACUUUGCUCUUACAUGGGACUGUCCCUUUAACCCAUUAAACAUGUCGCUGUCAUUAGGUCACUUUAACCCAUUACACAUGUUGCUGUCAUUAGGUCACUUUGCUCCUACAUGGGACUGUCCCUUUAACCCAUUAAACAUGUUGCUGUCAUUAGGUCACUUUGCUCCUACAUGGGACUGUCCCUUUAACUCAUUAAACAUGUUGCUGUCAUUAGGUCACUUUGUUCCUACAUGGGACUGUCCCUUUAACCCAUUAAACAUGUUGCUGUCAUUAGGUCACUGUGCUCCUACAUGGGACUGUCCCUUUAACCCAUUAAACAUGUUGCUGUCAUUAGGUCACUGUGCUCCUAAAUGGGACUGUCCCUUUAACCCAUUAUACUUGUCGGUGUCAUUAGAUCACUUUGCUCCUACAUGGGACUGUCCCUUUAACCCAUUAAACAUGUCGCUGUCAUUAGGUCACUUUGCUCCUACAUGGGACUGUCCCUUUAACCCAUUAUACUUGUCGCUGUCAUUAGGUCACUUUGCUCCUACAUGGGACUGUCCCUUUAACCCAUUAAUCAUGUCGCUGUCAUUAGGUCACUUUGCUCCUACAUGGGACUGUCCCUUUAACCCAUUAAACAUGUCGCUGUCAUUAGGUCACUUUGCUCCUUCGUGGGACUGUCCCUUUAACCCAUUAUACUUGUCGCUGUCAUUAGGUCACUUUGCUCCUACAUGGGACUGUUUCUUUAACCCAUUAAUCAUGUCGCUGUCAUUAGGUCACUUGGCUCCUACAUGGGACUGUCCCUUUAACCCAUUAAUCAUGUCGCUGUCAUUAGGUCACUUUGCUCCUACAUGGGACUGUCCCUUUAACCCAUUAUACUUGUCGCUGUCAUUAGGUCACUUUGUUCCUACAUGGGACUGUCCCUUUAACCCAUUAAACAUGUCACUGUCAUUAGAUCACUUUGUUCCUACAUGGGACUGUCCCUUUAACCCAUUAAACAUGUCGCUGUCAUUAGAUCACUUUGUUCCUACAUGGGACUGUCCCUUUAGCCCAUUAAACAUGUCACUGUCAUUAGAUCACUUUGUUCCUACAUGGGACUGUCCCUUUAACCCAUUAAACAUGUCGCUGUCAUUAGGUCACUUUGCUCCUACAUGGGACUGUCCCUUUAACCCAUUAAACAUGUCAUGCUGAUUGUUUUCUAUGUGGUUUAGUUUUUGUGCAUGAUUUAAUUAUUUUAAUUUCUUUUUUUUAUUAUCCAUAAAUAAAAUUUUGAGACCCAUUUAACACUUCCUAUAGUAUUUAUCUGAAAUAUACAUUUACCCGGGAGUGCUAAAUUGAAUUUAGUUGUUGCACAUGGUCGCACAUGCGAGAAAGCAAUUGAUCCGGAAACAACUACAUUGUGUGCAUUCACUGCACUAUAUUGUCUUUUUAAUAUUUAUGCUUUUUUAUGUGUUUGUGGUGUAUUUCGCACCACAUCACAGAGCUGUAUGAAAACUCAUUAUCUUCCAAAGCUAAGUUUAGAUAAUUAGGUAACCGGAUCUGUUUUUGUCAUCUCCCAUGGAGUCAUGCUUUUCCCUCAAGGAUUGCUACAAUACUACUUUAGGUUCGGACACAAGGGAGUCAUUGUCUGUACGGCGAUAGCUGUUCUGUGUUCUUUCAUUGUGCCGGGGUUAUAGGAAGAGAUAAUUAUCCUGCCAUCACAGACACCAUUAUUUCAUUGAUCCCUAAAGUAAAAUAUUGUACAUGGCACUUACAGCUAUCUCAUUUUUCUUUUCUGCCGGUCUUUGAUUUGUCCCCCUAUAGAGUGUUUAAAAGGAGAGUACUUCUGUAUGAUAAAAUAUCUGUAAAAAAAAAAAAAAAAAAGAUAAGUAUUAAUAGUUCAUAUGUACUCCCAAUCAGAGUGCUUUUUAAAGCACUCUACUGCAGUCAGUAACAAUACAGCUGUGAAUCCUGGGUGUCUGUUUGGCUUAGAUCACCGAAUCUCCAGGUUACACUUUCCUGAGGCAUUGUGCCAUCGGACCUAGAUCCGCGCUCUUGGUUUUUUAAUGUUUUUCGCCAAACAGCAAUUCAUUUUGCCCCUUUUGCAUUCUCUACCAACUAGGCACAUACAUAAGCACCACUUGUGGUUAUGGUGCUGGGAGAUUUUGGAUGCCUUCCACCGCUUUUCUGUGAAACUUUGUUCAAGAAAAUAAAUACGAAAAAAAUUGGCUGUCAAGACACAAACCUUCUGCAGCUGCCCGGAUAAUGUGAUAAAUAUUUGUCCAUUUUGGGCAAAUAACACCAAAGUAUAAUCUUUGAAUUACCCCAGUGACCUGUAGGAGCAAAGUGACCUAAUGACAGUGACAUGUUUAAUGGGUUAAAGGGACAGUCCCAUGUAGGAGCAAAGAGACCUAAUGACAGUGACAUGUUUAAUUGGUUAAAUGGACAGUCCCAUGUAGGAAGAAAGUAAUCUAAUGACAGUGACUUGUUUAAUAGGUUAAAGGGACAGUCCCAUGUAGGAACAAAGUGACCUAAUGACAGUGACAUGUUUAAUGGGUUAAAAGGAGAGUCCCAUGUAGGAACAAAGUGACCUAAUGACAGCGACAUGUUUAAUGGGUUAAAAGGACAGUCCCAUGUAGGAGCAACGUGACCUAAUGGCAGUGACAUGUUUAAUGGGUUAGAGACAGUCCCAUGUAGGAGCACCGUAACCUAAUGACAGUGACAUGGUUAAAGGGACAGUCCCAUGUAGUAGCAAAGUUACCUAAUGGCAAUGACAUACUGCAGUACUCUUCUCAGUGGUCUUACGUGUUCUUAGAUUGCACCGUUGCAAUCUAAUGAAUGCGGGGGCAAGGCUCAUUUUCCUGUCCGCUCGCACCUCCCAUGCUUCCCUGCUCUGUCAGUCCUUGCAUUGGCUCCCAGUUAGAUAUAGGGCUCAAUUUAAAAUUCUGGUGCUUGCUUACAAGUCCCUACAUAAUGCUGCUCCAACCUACCUAGCCUCCCUAAUACACAAGUAUGUCCGUUGAGGCCCCUACGCUCUGCCAAAGACCUACUUAUAUCCUCUGUCCGUACUCCAAGACUUUUCCAGGGCUGCACCUCUUCUGUGGAACUUCCUUCCCUCCUCCGUAAGAAUUUCACCCAGUUUCCACUCAUUCAAAAAAAUCAUUGAAAACUCACUUCUUCAAGAAAGCAUACCAAUUAAACUGUUAGCAGGUUUUCAUCCCCCACCCUCCAUGACUCCUCUCCUGCAACUGUCAAAAUUACCUACCAAGCCCUCAGCGAAUACUUUUCUAUCAUCUUACUUCAUACCCCUACUUUUACGCUUUGUGUCACUUUACCCCACUCCCUCUAGAAUGUAAGCUCAUUGAACAGGGCCCUCCACCUCUCUGUUCCUGUACGUCCAGUUGUCUGGUGACAAUUAAAUGUCUGUUAGUCCACCCUUUGUACAGCGCUUCGGAAUCUGAUGGCGCUGUAUAAAUAAUAAAAUAAUAAUGGGUUAAAAGAACAGUCCCUUGUAGGAGCACAAUGACCUAAUGACAGUGACAGGUCUAAUGAGUUAAAAGGACAGUCCCAUGUAGAAUAUUUGACACAUUGAUUUUUCCCUGACAUGGUAAAUACUUUAAAAUUACAUUUUAAUUAUUUGUUCUUAGUUUAGGAAAUGUUCACAUAGAUUGGCGCAGAUUGAGUGUGUUGAGGGACAGAAUGACUACACAGGAAGAUAUGAGUAAAGUCCAGUCACAGUGAUCCACAGUCAGCCAUGACUAAUAAAAUGAAUUUGCAAUACAAACCUCUUGCACAUUUGCCCCUUGAGAUGUUCUGUUAAAUGCAGCUGUGGGGAGGUUUCAGCACUGCAUCCUAAUGUUACAGCCUUACACGUUCUCUCGAUAUCUGGAGGGGUCUGUUUAGUAAUGGGGAAGAAACGCUAUGUCUGUCCUUUACACAUCUUUCCAUCUCUCCAGGGAAUAAGUUGUUCGAAUAGUCUCGUACAUUGAGUCUGAUUCGAUAUUCAUAGAAUCUUCAUUCAUGUAGUAUUUACAUCAGUGACAGGGAACGUCUACACCAAGUAUACAGUGUAUUCGUGUAUGUGAAGGUUAUCAUCCAAAUUGUGGCAUCUAUGUACGUCUGAUAAUUCUAGGGGAUUAUUUAAUCUGCAACCCCUGUAUAACCAAAAUGAUGGAUAAUUAUGGGGAAUUCCUGGAUCUUCUGAUAGUAUUCAUUGUUUGAGAGCCAUGAGCUUCGAUUCACUGUAUUUUUAUUGCCAGACUAAUCCUGCUGUGCAGAAUUCACCUAACUGGUUAAAAAUAAUCCUCUUUUAUUGCUUUGUUUUUACUUGUCUUGUCUGUUACAGGUGAAUAACAUCUAACUUUAAUUGUAGUUUGAAAAGUUUCAAUUAUAAUCAAAGGGCUAAAGGUAAAUGAACACCGUAUUAAAUAAACCAGGAAAUCCUGUUUACAAAACACUCUGCACAUAGCACCAACAUUUAUCACAACACAAACAAACCACAUGCAUUAAAACAAAAUCAUAUAAAGAGAUUUAUUCAAAGCGUCCACGACAGAAUGCAUUUUCCUAUAAUCCCUAAAGGCACUCCAUAUCCAAUAGGGUUUGUUUCCUCACUCCAAAAUGACUUAACUGAUUAAAACAAACAAAAAUAGAUGUAAAUGCAUCAUUUUCCAAACUAAUACAACAAAAUAGUGUAUAAUAUUUCAGGUGCCAUACAAUGACACUUUUCCUGAACGCAUAUUAUCUAAAAUUCCAAUAAAUAAUUAGCUGAUUACAGAUUUGCCCUUCCUUUUUUUUUUUCAGAUCCUGUAAAGCAGGGGUGACGUCACGCUGUGUACGUGGCACUAGAAGCUACAGGUAUAAUACUGAAUUUUACAAUUUACAGUACACCAUAUCAGCUCACUAUAUGGAGGAACAGUGUCAAGAAAACAACUUGUUUUCCUAGCACGAUAGUUUCCCUUUAAGGGGGGGGGAGGUCCACACACACACACACCCACCCACAUACAAACUGAUCCAUACGGACACACAGACUGACCAAUACACAGACACCUCUCCUCUCCCCCACAGAGUGACCCAUUCAUACACAGACUGACCCAUACACACACACACACACACAGACUGAUCCAUACACACACACACACAGACUGAUCCAUACGGACACACAGACUGACCAAUACACAGACACCCUCCCUCUCCCCCACAGAGUGACCCAUUCAUACACAGACUGCCCAUACACACACACACACACACACACACACACAGACUGAUCCAUCACGGACACACAGACUGACCAAUACACAGACACCUCUCCUCUCCCCCACAGAGUGACCCAUUCAUACACAGACUGACCCAUACACACACACACACACACAGACUGAUCCAUACGGACACACAGACUGACCAAUACACAGACACCCUCCCUCUCCCCCACAGAGUGACCCAUUCAUACACAGACUGACCCAUACACACACACACACACACUGAUCCAUACGGACACACAGACUGACCAAUACACAGACACCCUCCCUCUCCCCCACAGAGUGACCCAUUCAUACACAGACCGACCCAUACACACAGACUGAUCUAUACGGACACACAGACACCCUCCCUCUCCCCCACAGAGUGACCCAUUCAUACACAGACCGACCCAUACACACACAGACUGAUCCAUACGGACACACAGACUGACCAAUACACAGGCACCUCUCCUCUCCCCCACAGAGUGACCCAUUCAUACACACAGACUGACCCAUACACACACACACACACAGACUGAUCCAUACACACACACACACACCACUACACACAGACUGACCUGUACACACACAGACCUGACCCUUUACACGCACACACACACAGAUUGAACCACACAGACCACACACACACACACACACACACACACACACUGACCGACCCAUACAAACACAUAUACUGACCCUAUACAUACAGUGUCCUUCCCAACAGACUGACCCAUAAACACACACAGACUGACCCUUACAAACACAUAUAUUGACCCCAUACAUACACAGACUGAUCCACACAGACACAGACUGACUCAUACACACCCAUACACACACAGACUGAACCCUUCCUCACCCCCACAAACUGACCAACACACACACAGACUGAGCCAUCUUCUCUGCGCCCCCCUGCCCCCCCCCCAGCAGGAAGUUACUCGCAGCAUAGCGAUGGCCACAUGUGCGAAUUCCACCCACCCCAUGAUCUGCUGCUGCAGCUUGUGAAGGGAGGCUAUGUGCUCCCAGCUUAGCUUCGAUUACAAUUGGUGGGGAGGGAGCACUGCAUGAUGUAGGAGGCUAUGGCCCCCUCUACCCUAACCUAGUGAUGCCCCUGAUAGCUGUUAAUCAUAACCUGGUAUCUGUGGGCACAUACUGAGUUCUCUAAACCCUGCAAUGAUUCAGAAACAUAACUACGAGUGGCAAAUUUCAUGGUUUAAUAAGGGUGAGAUUUUAAUUCAAUCAUUAUUCCCUGAAAAUUGGAUAGAUUUAAAUUUUUAUUGAAUUACUAUGAUCAGCCACAGCAUGCAAGCCACUGUGUUCUUGUCAUGUCUAACCAAAUUACAUUGUCUGACUCUUUCAGCUCAAACCCCUCAUUUCAAAUUAAAUCCAUAGCUACCUGCUUAUCGAGACAAGUUACACAUAGAUCCAUCCUCCACAAUCCAGUAGAUCCAAAAGAAGUGUGAAAAUAAUAUUAAGAAAAGUAAUGACAUUUAAAUGGAGUACCAACCAAAGUAACAUUGUUUACAGAAUGAGGCCUAAGAUCUGCCUGAUUCAAUCUUCCUAGAGAGAUCGUGGAUACACAGAUGAUAAUGUAUUCCGUGUCUUAGUGCAAUGUAUGUCAGUCUAAUUAAGAAGCCACAACUGGAAUUGAAAGAACUCAGAGCUUGUUCCUGAGAGCUGCCAAUCUUGUUUAUGAUCAGGCGGUUUCAGAUUGUCUUGGCGUUUAGUGCUUGGCAUUACGGAGACAGAUGUUCAGGGAUUCCGGUGGGCAGGGGAGAUAAUUCCACUGAAAUGGUGCAGCCUAUGGCGAAACAGCUGGCCAAAGUGGGAAGCUAUGGUUGCUUUUAAAAAAACUUUAUUUUUUUACAGUACUGUAUAAGAGUCUUAGGCCACCAGUAGAUUUGUUGUUCUAGCAAUGGUAUAAUGACCAUACAUAAUUUUUCUUCAGUCUCUUUAUUAGAAUACAACCAGAAAAUAAAGUAUGUAUGCAAGGCCACUCCAAAAGGGAAAUCCGCAAACAAACUGUAUAUUCGAAAUGUGCCAUUCUAAUGGUUAUAAAGAAAUUUGAAGAUUCAGGACAGGUCAUGGACAAAAAAAGAACUGGAAGACGAAGAAAAUGUUCAAAAUCUGAGAAGUGUCUGAGUUUCUUCUUUGACAGACCGGAUGAAGUCCAACAAGGACCUGGUUCAGUAUCUGGCAGCGUUAUUGGGAGGCCAAGUUGACCAUUCUACAGUCCGAAGAAGCUUGAUGGUCUUUGUGGAAGGGCAUACAUUCCAAUAUUUGCAUAUUUUGGCUUUUUCACCCUGUUCCCCUUCUGGAAAAGUGGUUUCUUGGCUGCAACCAGUCUGCAAAGACCUCAAACGUCUUUGGACUGUAGAAUGGUCUACUUGGCCUCCCUUUGAGAGUGGCCUAGUAUGCAUACUGCGUAAAAAUUUCCUGUAUUUUCUGGUUGUAUAAAAAUAGAGUGAUACCUUUAAUUCUAUAUGGUCAUUAUAUCAUUGCUAAAACAACAAAUCUAAGACGUUUGCACAGUACUGUUUUUCUCCUUUGGACUUAUAUUUCAUUUGCAUAACAUUUUUUCUUUUUAAUUUACUUAACUAAAGAUACAGGUCAGUGGCAUAUUCCCUUGGCACCAGUCUUUCAAUAUAGCCAUUGUGACAUCGAGCAGGAUGUGUGCUUUCAGGGCACAGUAAUAGUUACACGUGGAAUAACUUAGAGGACAGAGACCCUUUGGUGGGUUUGGUUUAGAGACUAGUUAGUUGUGAAGGAUGUGUGAGCAAGACUUUGUUAGAUUGUGCCGGUGAACCAUCACUCUGACAGCCACCUUCACCUGCAGGUUGAGCUAUUUUGACUGGUGGCUGGUGCACCCAGGACGGGUGCUAUAAUCAGAAAGUUACUGUCAAGAACAAGACAGGAUGACAGAUCGUGGAACCAUUUACCCAGCAUUUUGCUUUCUUCUUAGGUUUUCACCCUGACGUCUCCUGUCCCUCUCUCUCCCUAAGAGAGAUACUGCAAAGUGUUUUACAGUUUUUGAUGUGAGCCUUAAGCGAGCUCUACACUUGUCAUUGUGUUUCUUUCCAGAUAUCUAUGGUAGUGACAAGCACAGGGACUCACGAAUGCCUUUCAUGCAGACGCUAAACCAUGUCUUCUUGCCCCUGUCCCCAAUACCCCUUCUGUUUGGUUGGGGACCUCUUAGCUUUCUAUCAAAGGGCUCUUUAGAAGCCGUAAUAGACUGAGCCUGCAAACAUAGUGCCAGUGGUUUAGUAGGAUUAUUAGGAAACAAUACCCUGAAGCUCUUCAUCUGACUUGAACAGAAUGUGUUAUUUUAACACAUAUUUCCGCUGUGCAGAAAGCCAUACCGCUUGGUGUCCUGCUGACCAGUGCCAGGCUGUGCUGCCACGUUGCUUAUCCUUGUAAUGCUGCUAUGUAUGAGGCAGAUAUAAGGCUCAGACACAUUUUAUCCAGUGAGAUACUUUGGGAUGAAAGAGGGAGCUCGGAUCCCUAACUCAUUCUAGCUUUCAAAGGGUUAGCUCUCCAAUAGACUGCGCCAAAUAAAAUGUGACAUAGCUGCUUACUCGCCGAGGACUUCACAAAUAGGUCAUCGGAGUGUGAGCUGAUCUGGCUAGAAGUAUGUCAUAACUAAUUACCUCCAUAAAGAUUCAUCUCAUUCAACAGCAACUCGCUUUGGGGAGAAGUGGGUGGUCGUGGGCUCCCGAUGGACACUGACACAAACCCAUAUGGUUUAUUAGAACAGUGCCUCAGGGUGCAUCCUGGAUAAAAUGUGCGGGGUGAGGGUGGAGAAGAUAUAGGCUGGAAACCUUUAAAUAUGUCACUGUCAUCGGGUCACAUUGAGACUGCAGGGGUAGAGAAACACUUUACCACGUUAGACCCAUUACAUUGCUCGAGUCACUUUGCAGCCACGAGGGGCCCUUGGACUCAUUAAAAUAAUCAGUGCUCAGAGAUCAGGGCUACAGAUGACCAGAAAUAGCUGUGAAUAAAUGGGAGUUGGAGUGAAACUAACCAAGCAAUUAGGGAUUACCUACCUCUCUGUACCAACUGCUUCAACCUGGGAAGACUUAAUUAGCACACAGCAAUAAACUUGGCUUAUUGUCAUUCUGAUCAGUAAAUUCUUUGGAUUAAACUGCUGGUCUGUUUGUUUCUCUCAUUACUAGAUUUCAGAAUCAGGGCAUCUGCUCAGUUUCAUUAGGUAUAAGUAGAUUAGAAACAAACACUAUAUCUGAUUGGAUAGUCUCAUAAAUUAUUCAUAUGUGCAUUUAAUCUCACAAGUGCAGAUCACUUUAUAAGAACAGUCAAUAGGAGAUCUCUGUAUGUGAAUUUAUCACUCAUCUUGUUAGGGAAUAUAGUUGAAGCGUCCAUUAAGUACCUGUAUGCAGGGUUAUAAAGGUUUAUCAUGUAAUACGGCACAUAGAGACAACAUUGCAGGUUACUACUGGAGAGAUCAUUACAGGGCUAGAAAAUGUGUACCUAGUCACACUGAAUGUUAGAUGCGAAGCUGGUUGUCCGCAGUGUAAUAUGCAGACAUGUAGAAGUAACAGUCUCUCUGGAAGCAUGGCACGUGAGCAACAAUCUGUCUGUGUUAACACAAUGUUCUUGUAAACGCACUUGGAUAUAUUUAGUAAAAUGGCCGUUUCAGGCACCCCUAUAUUGCACUUCCAUGGAAACAGAUUAGACUUUAUUUGAAUUCUUUUCAAUUGACGACUUAAUAAAACAAAUCUCUCUCGUGUUCUCAUUUUAGCAUAACACAAUUAUUCAUUCUGCAUGUGUUUUAUUCUCCCCUCCCCCAAUUUGUGUGGGCGCUCUUUAAACUCAUUGGCUUUACUUCAUUGUAGAACUAAAUGGACCUCAGCCCCUUGAUUGGACUUUAGUUGGUUGUUAGGAUGAACUCCGUUCCGUACUUUCUUCUUCAAUACAGGGCAUGUUUUGAAAACUACAACCUCCAUAUAUUACCACACUAAAAAUAUCACUGGCCAUGUACCUCUCUGGAAAUAGGGUGGUUUUAUGAAAAAAGGGGCUUUUGAACAGCCUUUAUACGUCAUCAGCAACAAUACAUUACACAAAAUUCAGAUCAAUUUUUGAUUUUAGCACUGCUAGAUACAAGGUACUCUCUAGUAUCAUAUCUUUGCCACCCUGUAUGGAGAGUUAGGCCAUCUUAACCCUCUUUAAAGGGUUACUCCAACCCUAUUUUAUGCUUCAUUUUUUGGUCAAAAAAACUAUUCAAAAUAAGGUAAAACUUACCUUGAAUCCAAUGCUGGGCUAAUUUCUCCUGCCGCAUCACUGGUUCCCUCUUUGGGGUCCAAUCUCAUUCUUCUUAUAACGGAGCAUUGUUGGACCUAGGGGCGCAUGUAUGGCGAGCAUUGAUAGAGAAGCAUUGAAUCCCAUGCAUCUCUUUAAGACGCAAUCGGGGAAUGUCAGCUGCACAUAGGGUAGGUCAGGGUGUAGACAAGGGAAGAGAUAAAAAUCAAGUACUGCAAAAUCUAAUGUAGAGAGCUGAGAGGUCUGGUAUUGGAGAGCUAGGGGACAAUUUAGUUUGAGAGCUCUUUGGACAGGGCCCUCUUGACCUACUGUUUCCGUAUGUCAUUCAUGUUUUGUUAGAAUUAAACGUUUGUUUUGUUUCCUAUUGUACAGUGCUGCAGAAUAUGUUGGCGAUAUAAAUAACUGACCUUGUGCUGUCCCUUUAAAUGAGUUAUCUGGAUUGUGUGAUUGAGCUGCACACACAGUCCCACUGGUUCACUGCGCUGCCUGCAGGAGAAGCUCAUUAUGUCCGUCCGCAGUGCAUAUAGACCAUGACCAUUUUUUAUGCGCAGAACUGACAUUAGGCCGUCUGGAACAAAAUCCCAGGCUGACUAGCUCACAUGUGCCGGAGGUGUUACUACAACACACAGCUUUAUGGAUAUCUCUGAAUAGACCGCUAAAACACUGCGCAUACAGAUUGCUUGCACAAUGACCACUUCUAAAAGCAGAGUUAAAGUGACCAUGUCAUACUGGGGAUGCAUACAUUUAUCUAUAUAUUGCGCCGGUGAGAUUGCUUGUAAAUGAUUAAUGUGUGUACUGACCUGGAGGUCACUUACAUUACAUCCCUACAAAUGAUGCAUGAAAAUCAGUCUUUCCACUUUGACUAUUUUUACCUUGAAUUUGAAAGUCACUUUAGUGAAAAGCCCUGAUAAUACAUACUGUGAAUGUUACAGAUAUUGGGAGUAAAAGCGUGAUGCUCAAUGUUCAGCGUGGAUACCUGGGAGAUGUUCUACCUACACAUUGAAACCAACUGGAGAAUUACAAUAAUUUCCUGGUCACUGUAAACAUCACUACAGGAGGGGCAGCGGAUCUCGGGAGAUGUUCUACCUAAACAUUCAAACCAACGGGAGAAUUACAGUAAUUUCCUGGUCACUGUAAACAUCACUUCAGGAGGGACUGCGGCUCUCGGGAGAUGUUCUACCUAAACAUUCAAACCAACGGGAGAAUUACAGCAAUCAUUUCCUGAUCUCUGUAAACAUCAGCGGAUCUCGGGAGAUGUUCUACCUACACAUUGAAACCAACUGGAGAAUUACAAUAAUUUCCUGGUCACUGUAAACAUCACUACAGGAGGGGCAGCGGAUCUCGGGAGAUGUUCUACCUACACAUUCAAACCAACGGGAGAAUUACAGCAAUCAUUUCCUGAUCUCUGUAAACAUCACUACAGGAGGGGCAGCGGAUCUCGGGAGAUGUUCUACCUACACAUUCAAACCAACGGGAGAAUUACAGCAAUCAUUUCCUGAUCUCUGUAAACAUCACUUCAGGAGGGACUGCGGCUCUCGGGAGAUGUUCUACCUACACAUUCAAACCAACGGGAGAAUUACAGCAAUCAUUUCCUGAUCUCUGUAAACAUCACUUCAGGAGGGGCAGCGGAUCUCGGGAGAUGUUCUACCUACACAUUGCAACCAACUGGAGAAUUACAAUAAUUUCCUGUUCACUGUAAACAUCACUACAGGAGGGGCAGCGGAUCUCGGGAGAUGUUCUACCUACACAUUCAAACCAACGGGAGAAUUACAGCAAUCAUUUCCUGAUCUCUGUAAACAUCACUUCAGGAGGGGCAGCGGAUCUCGGGAGAUGUUCUACCUACACAUUCAAACCAACGGGAGAAUUUCAGCAAUCAUUUCCUGAUCUCUGUAAACAUCAGCGGAUCUCGGGAGAUGUUCUACUUACACAUUGAAACCAACGGGAGAAUUACAGUAAUAAUUUCCUGAUCUCUGUAAACAUCACUACAGGAGGGACAGUGGAUCUCGGGAGAUGUUCUACCUACACAUUCAAACCAACGGGAGAAUUACAGCAAUCAUUUCCUGAUCUCUGUAAACAUCACUACAGGAGAGGCAGCGGGUUUCGGGAGAUGUUCUACCUACACAUUCAAACCAACGGGAGAAUUGCAGCAAUCAUUUCCUGGUCACUGUAAACAUCACUUCAGGAGGGGCAGCGGAUCUCGGGAGAUGUUCUACCUACACAUUCAAACCAACAGGAGAAUUACAGCAAUAAUUUCCUGAUCUCUGUAAACAUCACUUCAGGAGAGGCAGCGGAUCUCGGGAGAUGUUCUACCUACACAUUGAAACCAACUGGAGAAUUACAAUAAUUUCCUAGUCACUGUAAACAUCACUACAGGAGGGGCAGCGGAUCUCGGGAGAUGUUCUACCUAAACAUUCAAACCAACGGGAGAAUUACAGCAAUCAUUUCCUGAUCUCUGUAAACAUCACUACAGGAGGGGCAGCGGAUCUCGGGAGAUGUUCUACCUACACAUUCAAACCAACUGGAGAAUUACAAUAAUUUCCUGGUCACUGUAAACAUCACUUCAGGAGGGACUGCGGCUCUCGGGAGAUGUUCUACCUAAACAUUCAAACCAACGGGAGAAUUACAGCAAUCAUUUCCUGAUCUCUGUAAACAUCACUACAGGAGGGGCAGCGGAUCUCGGGAGAUGUUCUACCUAAACAUUCAAACCAACGGGAGAAUUACAGCAAUCAUUUCCUGAGCUCUGUAAACAUCAUUUCAGGAGGGACUGCGGCUCUCGGGAGAUGUUCUACCUACACAUUCAAACCAACGGGAGAAUUACAGCAAUCAUUUCCUGAGCUCUGUAAACAUCAGCGGAUCUCGGGAGAUGUUCUACCUACACAUUGAAACCAACGGGAGAAUUACAGCAAUCAUUUCCUGAUCUCUGUAAACAUCACUACAGGAGGGGCAGCGGAUCUCGGGAGAUGUUCUACCUAAACAUUCAAACCAACGGGAGAAUUACAGCAAUCAUUUCCUGAUCUCUGUAAACAUCACUUCAGGAGGGACUGCGGCUCUCGGGAGAUGUUCUACCUACACAUUCAAACCAACGGGAGAAUUACAGCAAUCAUUUCCUGAUCUCUGUAAACAUCACUUCAGGAGGGGCAGCGGAUCUCGGGAGAUGUUCUACCUACACAUUCAAACCAACGGGAGAAUUACAGCAAUCAUUUCCUGAUCUCUGUAAACAUCACUUCAGGAGGGGCAGCGGAUCUCGGGAGAUGUUCUACCUACACAUUGCAACCAACUGGAGAAUUACAAUAAUUUCCUGUUCACUGUAAACAUCACUACAGGAGGGGCAGCGGAUCUCGGGAGAUGUUCUACCUACACAUUCAAACCAACGGGAGAAUUACAGCAAUCAUUUCCUGAUCUCUGUAAACAUCACUUCAGGAGGGGCAGCGGAUCUCGGGAGAUGUUCUACCUACACAUUCAAACCAACGGGAGAAUUACAGCAAUCAUUUCCUGAUCUCUGUAAACAUCAGCGGAUCUCGGGAGAUGUUCUACCUACACAUUGAAACCAACGGGAGAAUUACAGUAAUAAUUUCCUGAUCUCUGUAAACAUCACUACAGGAGGGACAGUGGAUCUCGGGAGAUGUUCUACCUACACAUUCAAACCAACGGGAGAAUUACAGCAAUCAUUUCCUGAUCUCUGUAAACAUCACUACAGGAGAGGCAGCGGGUUUCGGGAGAUGUUCUACCUACACAUUCAAACCAACGGGAGAAUUGCAGCAAUCAUUUCCUGGUCACUGUAAACAUCACUACAGGAGGGGCAGCGGAUCUCGGGAGAUGUUCUACCUAAACAUUCAAACCAACGGGAGAAUUACAGCAAUCAUUUCCUGAUCUCUGUAAACAUCACUUCAGGAGGGACUGCGGCUCUCGGGAGAUGUUCUACCUACACAUUCAAACCAACGGGAGAAUUACAGCAAUAAUUUCCUGAUCUCUGUAAACAUCACUACAGGAGGGGCAGCGGAUCUCGGGAGAUGCUCCAGGUGUUUUUAAUGUUACCCAUGUUUCUCACCUAGAGCAUCAUGGGAAACCUUUCUCACAAACAUCUGGAGCUUCACCGCUGGCUGUCACUGCCAUCACUAAUAGAAUAUUAAAGUUGGGGAGAAGUUGGCUCCAGUGUGCAUUAUCCCUUUAAAUACAUUGUAAGGGAUACUAACUGAAGAUAGCCUUAUUUUACUGUUAGUAGUCAGACUAUUUAGAAUAGAUUGCCUGAAAACAGAAAUUCACUCGCAUUAGUGAAUAACACUGUUAGAUACAUGUCCUUCAUUGUAUCAUUUCUCCUCUUCUCUAUAUGCCGGGGAGCCAGGAUGGAGUCGCUCAGUUACAGGACAGAGCGUAUAACAAUGGCUGACGGGGAGCUAAGACGGAUGCGCUCAGUUACAGGACAGAGCGUAUAACAAUGGCUGACGGGGAGCUAAGACGGAUGCGCCCAGUUACAGGACAGAGCGUAUAACAAUGGCUGACUGGGAGUUAAGAUGGAGGCGCCCAGUUACAGGACAGAGCGUAUAACAAUGGCUGACGGGGAGCUAAGACGGAUGCGCCCAGUUACAGGACAGAGCGUAUAACAAUGGCUGACUGGGAGUUAAGAUGGAGGCGCCCAGUUACAGCACAAGAGGUGUUGGUUUCUACAUUUAAUUUUAUCUUUUCACCUCACAAGUACAUGUUGAUUAGAUACGAGGAAAUCUGCAUAUGAUAUUAAAAAUCUUGUGCAAUGGCAGUUCCCCUUUAAAGAUCACCCUCUGUAUCAACAUAGACUACAAUUCUUUGUUAAUGCAGUAAAAUCAAAACAUUUAGUGAUUACUGGCACUUGUAUUUAUAAAAUAGUAAUUUUUGUUUUUUAAUUGCCAGAUGUUUUUUUAAAUAUUUUGAAGUUUGAAGUUUUGAAUAUUACAAAAUACCACAUUUUUGUUUAGUGAUAUCCAUAGAUUUUCAAAUCACUCGAUUCUUGUGCCCCUAGAGCCGGUGCGCCCAAAUGUGGUCAUGUGUUACACCUUAUGGACGCGCUGGGCCACUGCCGCCUCUCGCAAUAUCGGUAUCAAUAGUCGAUACCGAUAUUUGCCAAAAUCCUGAAUAUCGGACGAUAAUCGGUCUAUCCUUAAUUCACACGUAAAGAUAACACAAAACAUAUCCAGCCAGACCACACAUUCUUUUUGUAUGCUGUCCAAAUGAUCCAAUUUCUUCCUGGAAGAGGGAUGGACCCCAGACAGUCCACGGGGAACCCCGACACACCCUCUCAGCCCGGGUGAAAACUCAGUAUAUCUUUCAGAAGGUAUUGGGAGGCCAGUAUGAGAUUACCCAGCCAGUGGGUGGCCGGCAGGCUGUGUACACAUAACACUAGUUAUUCUACAACCCCUAACUUGUCUUAAAGGGAUGUUGUAGUGCUAGGAAUACAAUGCUGUAUACUGAGCAUUUAGCUUCUUCCUCUUUCCCCAUAGUAAACUCUUACUGUACUUACCUGAUUCCAACGGCGAUCUCGCUCAGUGCUCGGUUGGCGUUUCGCCUCUUCCACAUCACCCGACAAGGGGAGCAUAAAUGCUUUCCUAUAGAGAUUUUUUCUGACAUGGGAUGUCAUAAAGCAGAGCGUGAGGAUGUCCAGUGUCAGGUGACCAGAAGUUGCCUAGCAAAUAGAAAGUGGCUGUCUGAUUGACAGCCACUAGAGGUAAUAUUAACCCUGCAAUGUAUUAUAUAUUAUUAUAUAUAUUAUUUCAGUUUCAAUGAUCUGAAGUGGUCUGGGUGCCUAUGUUGUCCCUUUAAAUUGUUGCAAUGUAUCAAAUGCUGUCUAUUAGUAUAGGGACUAUACACGUCACUGUCAUUAGGUCACUUUGACCCUACAUGGGACUGUCCCUUUAACCCAUUAAAGAUGUCACUGUCAUUAGGCCACUUUGCUCCUACAUGGGACUGUCCCUUUAACCCAUUAAACAUGUCACUGUCAUUAGGUCACUUUGCUCCUACAUGGGACUGUCCCUUUAACCCAUUAAACAUGUCACUGUCAUUAGGCCACUUUGCUCCUACAUGGGACUGUCCCUUUAACCCAUUAAACAUGUCGCUGUCAUUAGAUCACUUUGUUCCUACAUGGGACUAUCGCUUUAACCCAUUAAACAUGUCGCUGUCAUUAGGUCACUUUGCUCCUACAUGGGACUGUCCCUUUAACCCAUUAAACAUGUCGCUGUCAUUAGGUCACUUUGCUCCUACAUGAGACUGUCCCUUUAACCCAUUAAACAUGUCACUGUCAUUAGGUCACUUUGCUCCUACAUGAGACUGUCCCUUUAACCCAUUAAACAUGUCGCUGUCAUUAGGUCACUUUACUCCUACAUGGGACUGUCCCUUUAACCCAUUAAACAUGUCGCUGUCAUUAGGUCACUUUGCUCCUACAUGGGACUGUCUCUUUAACCCAUUAAACAUGUCGCUGUCAUUAGGUCACUGUGCUCCUACAUGGGACUGUCCCUUUAACCCAUUAAACAUGUCGCUGUCAUUAGGUCACUUUGCUCCUACAUGGGACUGUCCCUUUAACCCAUUAAACAUGUCACUGUCAUUAGGUCACUUUGCUCCUACAUGGGACUGUCCCUUUAACCCAUUAAACAUGUCACUGUCAUUAGGUCACUGUGCUCCUACAUGGGACUGUCCCUUUAACCCAUUAAACAUGUCGCUGUCAUUAGGUCACUGUGCUCCUACAUGGGACUGUCCCUUUAACCCAUUAAACAUGUCACUGUCAUUAGGUCACUUUGCUCCUACAUGGGACUGUCCCUUUAACCCAUUAAACAUGUCGCUGUCAUUAGGUCACUUUGCUCCUACAUGGGACUGUCCCUUUAACCCAUUAAACAUGUCGCUGUCAUUAGGUCACUUUGCUCCUACAUGGGACUGUCCCUUUAACCCAUUAAACAUGUCGCUGUCAUUAGGUCACUUUGCUCCUACAUGGGACUGUCCCUUUAACCCAUUAAACAUGUCACUGUCAUUAGGUCACUUUGCUCCUACAUGGGACUGUCCCUUUAACCCAUUAAACAUGUCGCUGUCAUUAGGUCACUUUGCUCCUACAUGGGACUGUCCCUUUAACCCAUUAAACAUGUCGCUGUCAUUAGGUCACUUUGCUCCUACAUGGGACUGUCCUUUAACCCAUUAAACAUGUCAUUAGGUCACUUUGCUCCUACAUGGGACUGUACCUUUAACCCAUUAAACAUGUCUCGGUCAUUAGGUCACUUUGCUACAUGGGACUGUCCUUUAACCCAUUAAACAUGUCACUGUCAUUAGGUCACUGUGCUCCUACAUGGGACUGUCCCUUUAACCCAUUAAACAUGUCGCUGUCAUUAGGUCACUUUGCUCCUACAUGAGACUGUCCCUUUAACCCAUUAAACAUGUCACUGCCAUUAGGUCACUGUGCUCCUACAUGGGACUGUCCCUUUAACCCAUUAAACAUGUCACUGCCAUUAGGUCACUUUGCUCCUACAUGGGACUGUCCCUUUAACCCAUUAAACAUGUCGCUGUCAUUAGGUCACUUUGCUCCUACAUGGGACUGUCCCUUUAACCCAUUAAACAUGUCGCUGUCAUUAGGUCACUUUGCUCCUACAUGGGACUGUCCCUUUAACCCAUUAAACAUGUCGCUGUCAUUAGGUCACUUUGCUCCUACAUGGGACUGUCCCUUUAACCCAUUAAACAUGUUGCUGUCAUUAGGUCACUUUGCUCCUACAUGGGACUGUCUCUUUAACCCAUUAAACAUGUCACUAUCAUUAGGUCAGCGAUUACUGUGCUCAACCGCUACAUUAAAAUGUGUUUUUUUUUUUUUUUUUUUUAAAAAACAUGUUACUGUCUUUGUUCCUCAGUUGCACAGCCCCCUGUAAGCAGUUAAAUAGUGUGUAGAAGUCAGUGAGAGAGUGUUGGAUUCACUGAUUAUUUCUGGUUGUAAAAUGUCCCCUUUGAUUUAAAGGGAGCAGCUGGUUCUGGAGAAGUUAGGGCCAGCUGUAAGGAGGGGUUAGAACACGUGUCCCUUUUGGCAAUACAGUGAGUUGGAGGAGUGUUACAGCACCUGUGCAGAGUGGAGGGACGAGGUCUGACCUGUCAGUAUUGUAAAGAAAUGUGUGUUCCCUAUUCCUUUAUUGUGCAUAAUGAGCCAUUUUUGGAUGGAAUUCCAUUACCAGCCCUGCUGGUUAGCUAUUCUACGAGUAGAUCUCAGUGCAUAAGACAUGGUUUACGGCAUACUCUGUGUAGCUGUGGAGGGCCAUUUGUUGGUACAAUCAGAGCGUUAACCAACUGAGAUCACCAGAUUCCUGUUAGUAACAUUUCCCUGAGAUCUCCAUUUUGCUGUGACCGUCCCAUUUGUUUCUACAAUCAGAGCUUUAACCACCUGAGAUCACCAGAUUCCCGUUAGUAAUAUUUCCAUAAGAUCUCCAUUUUGCUGUGGCCUGUGAGGACGUUGCUGCAAGAUAAAAUGGAACUGUCACUUCACUCAAAGUGAUUACUCAGCAAUCCUAUUAUUAUUUCUUAUUUAUAUAGCACCAACAUAUUCAGCAGUGCUGUACAAAAGAGGGAAUAAAGACAAAUAAUAAGCACAUCCCGAUACAGAGGACCCAGCCCGUGAGCUCACAAUCUAGCAACGCUAGGGUUCGUGGUGCAGCAGAUGCAAGUAGAAACACACUUAUGUUUGGCGCACUGCCAUGUUCACAGUGACUGUGUUGCUACUUGACGGCCUCUUACGUAUCCUCUGACAUGUGACUUUCCUUCGUGACUCCACGUACACAGUUUUGUGGGGGUUACAUUUAAUUGGGUGCUUUCGCUGUGUCAAGACCACCAGGCUAACAGUCUAAAAAAAAAAAAAAAAAAAGUUUCAAAUGUCUGAAAUUUGAAAAAAAAAAAUGCUCAACCCCUUAUGGAACCCCAUUGUGUAGUUAUUGUACAAAGCGUUCGCACCUGGUUUAUUUGACGGCUCUGCUUUACUCAGUAACUAUAUUUAUGGAAAGUAUUUUUGGUGUGUAUUCCAAGUGAAAUCACUACCUAUCGUGUAGACUGUAAGCUCCUCCUGUCACUUUGUUUUUAUGUCCAGCUCUGCAGAAUUUGACGAUGUAUAAUUACCGAUAAUGUCAAUGUAUUCGUGUGAUGGUGUGUCAGCAGUCCAUGUUAACACCAUCACACACCUUUCUGCUGGCGUUUGUGUUUGUCCAUUAAGAAAUGCACAAAGAAAAUUUCACUAAAUCAGAAUUGUGGAGGAUUAAAGGGGUAAUGACAUAUUUUAGGAUCUUCCAGCUAAGAUAGCUUUCCAGUUUGUCUGUUUCUCAAUUUCCAUAAUUCUCAGCUCAUAGUCUAAACCCCAUGGUCGUAGUGUUUAAAUAAGGACUCCAUCUUGAAAUGUGAUCAUUCAUAAAACGUAUCCACACGGGCUGCUGGCGCUCUAAACUUUACCUAAUAUACCCUCAUUAAAAGACAAAUCACACUUUUCCAAAACAACAGCGUAUUGAAAUAUAGUAUUUCCUAUUUUGCUUUUAUUGGAACCGGAAGUCUGUGUUUUAUUGCUCCUGCAGUCUUAGUGUUUCAUGUGGUAUGAGUUAUAUGAAGAUAUACAUUAUUGCUUGAUUCUUAUUGGCUGAAACCAUCAGGGAACCAAUCAGAAUAGGUUUCGGUUUCAAAUGUGUGUGUGUGUGUUUAAAGCACCUCUUGUCUCUGUUACUAGCUUUCAAUGAUUUAUAAGAGCAGUGAAUAUUUAGGUAUUACUGUCCCAUUAACCCUUCUCAUCCCAUGGGUCGUUAAGCCUUGUAACGAUAGGCAGUUACAGUGUCACAUCAGUGUUAAUGAUUAAUUCCCUGUCCUGAAAUUGGAGGUGUCUACUCUAUCAGCCUUUGUAGUGAGUGUGCGUUGAUUUUACCAUCAGUAGGUGGAUUAUUCUGAAUUUUGUAAAAACAAAAAACCAUGAAUAGGUUCUGCAGUAAAACAGUGGUGUGUGAUUCACUGGGCUACACAGCAAGGGAACAAUUUAUAUUUGCUGUUAUAUGGAAUACAAGUGCACUUCCUGUACUGUUUUGUGUUACGUUGACCUCUGAAUUUCUUUUGUUUUUGCAGCCCACACCCAUGAUGGAACAAUUUACAUUUGAUCUGCAUUUUUGAACGUCUGUUUGUUUGCAGUCUGGUGAGUAGACACAGCAUGCAUGGUGGCUGACAGUAUACUAUACAAAGCAUGCACAGGGGCCCGCACACCUACUCAUCUAACAGCUUAUUACAAAGACACAGUCUGUAAUGUAGGCUUCUGAGUGUUUUCUUAUUGAAUUGGACAUUGCCUCUUCUGCUAAGAGGCUGCAAUAUAUGUCUACUACCUCUUCAUUAACUUUUUUUCCCCUUUCUGGGAAGUCAGGAGAACAUAAGCAUGACUAGGUCACCACUUCGCUCCAGGCAAAAUAUCUUAAUACGUUACUCUGAAGCUGUUUAAAGUUUAUAUUAAAAAAAUUAGGAAAGUGGAGUUUUAACAGAAUACAAAGUUAUUUAUUAUAGACAUGAAAAGUUCCUGAAAAAUAUGGUCUUACCCUGGAGAUCUCAGAGGAACGUAAGGGAUGUAUGUAAACAAAUGCUACAGUUCUUCUAGCAGAGCCUUGCCCCGGAAAUCAGAUGUAACAUUAUAUUUGGAGGUGAUUAUACAUCUAUUAUCAGAAAUCACAGUUUCCAGCUAGAAAUAAAUCCUAUUAAUCAAAGCCACCUUGAUAAGAGCCCAGACGCAGUCCAUUCUUAUGGGCCCAUAAAAUGCCCUCUCCAAGGUGGUUAUGGGUACCCAAGCCCAUAGCCACUCUUCCAAACUAUGUCACUAUCUACCCAAAAGCUAACAAUAUGUAAUAUAUAUAAGAAUGGUUUGGUAGGGACAUAUUCUGGAGGGUGGCAAAGUGCUUUGGGACCCCUAGCUAACCAGACAGGGUUCCUAAAUGGGUCCAGAAAAAUGGACAUCUUCUGUAAUAUAUUUAUAUUUUAUUACAUAAAAUGGUUUUGGAUGCACCCCUUUAGUAACUGGCAUCACAUACAGUUAUUCAGUAGCAAUUUUGGUGUAAUUUUCCUGGAGUGCUAAAAGAACCCAUUGGACUCUAAAUUAAGCUACUACUGUUCAAAACACCUUCCAGGAGACUGGUUAGACUAACCUCACAAAACAGCUUCCAGGAGACUGGUUAGACUAACCUCACAAAACACCUUCCAGGAGACUGGUUAGACUAACCUCACAAAACAGCUUCCAGGAGACUGGUUAGACUAACCUCACAAAACACCUUCCAGGAGACUGGUUAGAUUAACCUCACAAAACACCUUCCAGGAGACUGGUUAGAUUAACCUCACAAAACAGCUUCCAGGAGAUUGGUAAGACUAACCUCACAAAACACCUUCCAGGAGAUUGGUAAGACUAACCUCACAAAACACCUUCCAGUAGACUGGUUAGACUAACCUCACAAAACACCUUCCAGGAGAUUGGUAAGACUAACCUCACAAAACACCUUCCAGGAGACUGGUUAGACUAACCUCACAAAACACCUUCAAGGAGACUGGUUAGACUAACCUCACAAAACACCUUCCAGGAACCUGGUAAGACUAACCUCAUAAAACAGCUUCCAGCAGCCUGGUUAGACUAACCUUCAUUGUAAUUUUUAUAUACUCGUGUUGCCGUGAUGCUCGGCCACCCAUAAGGCAUCUACUUUGCAAAAUAUUGUCCAUCACUAGUGCACAUCUCUUCAUACGUCACAGACAUGGUUGUUAUAGAGCUAAAUGAAGCUCCUGUUUUAUUCGUUUGAUUGUUUAAAGAUUAUGGAAAUAUUUAAUAAUAGCAAUAAUAGCAACUAUUUUACUCCGCUUAUUUUCUAAACCAUGUGUAAGCUUUCUCUUAAACUUUUCCUAUGCUGGUUUUGUCAAAGUGGUAUUUUAGUUGCAUAUUUAGAUCUAAUCCUGUCGUGGAAUAAUACAGUUAUCCCUUGUUCCCUACAGGUCAGUCCCAAUGUUUCUGAAAUGCCAAGCGAACAGGGUACUUCUUUAAUAUGCAUAUGAGGACCGGUGAUAAGAGGAAGUUCUCUAUUUCCUAGUUUUCCCUUCUCUUCAUCUAUGCAAAUUCAUUCUCUUCUCAACAAUGGUUGACUACUGUGCUUUGACAAAGAACUGCAAAACCUGUUUGUUCAUUGUGGAUAUGUAUGUGUGUAUCGGAGCAUGACAAGUUACAGAUCUUAUCACAAUGAUGGUGCGGAGGCCUCCGGAGUGUCAAGUAGAGGAAAUGAUGUUGGGAGAGGGAUGGAUUACUACCCACAAGGCCUUUGGUCCCAGAACAGUAAUGGCAUCCAAGUUGCUCAAGCUGGGGAUGGCUCGAGGGCUAAUCCUAUCACCCCAGCAAUGCCAAAGAUGGGUGUACGUGCCAGGAUUGCUGACUGGCCUCCAAAGAAGGAGAUCUUGAAAGAGACAUUAGCUUCCAGUCCAUUGAAGGAAACUGAUGUGUCAAAAGACUUUCAUAUGCAAAGGAGCUAUCAAAAUGGACAGCAUUUUCAGAGCAAUGGGGGUUCCCCUGGUUUUAGGGGUCUUCAUAGGUUGUCCAGGAAAAGGUCAAAAGAUGUGGAGUUCCAAGAUGGUUGGCCGAGGUCACCAGUGAGGACUUUUAUACCGCUUCGGAAUCGAAGCAAUAGUGAGAUAACACUCAGUGAGUGUGAUAUGGAAGAAAAUUUGGAACACAGAGGGACAAGGCUUGGCAAUGGUAUACCUCUUUUUAGAGAAUAUGGUAGCACUUCGUCAAUCAAUGUACAAGGAAUAUCAGAGCAGAGCUUCUUUGACAUUCUGAAAGACUUCAGAAAUGAAAAGUCUGACCCAGAGAUUGUGUCACCUGACAAAGGAAGUGGCAUUCUUCGAGAGGACUCCAGCAUGGCUUCCAACCUUCACCUAGUGGGGAGCUCCAGAACAGACCUGCGCAAUGGGCAGUAUUUGAAAGACGAUGGUUCUUUGAAGGAUAAGGACAAGACACGAAAAAGAGCCACGAAAGGGGAGUCAAAUGACUCUUCCAUCUUCCGUAAACUGAGGAGCAGCAAGAGCGAGAAUGAGCCAGGCAGGUCCUUCAUGGAACCGGAAGAGAAUUUCAAGCCUUGGGUCUGUCCAAAGACAUUUGCUCAUUAUGACGUACAAAGCAUGCUCUUCGACUUCAAUGAAGUUGCAGCCAAUCGGACCUAUGUUGCCCAGAGGCGAAACACCACAACGGGAGCCUCUGCUGCUUCUGCUGUGUCUUUGGCCGUUUCAAGAGCAUAUGGAUUAGGCAACAUGGAUCCCAGCUUCACCAGCACUGAAGACCUCAACUUCAAGGAGAACCUGGAGCACGACCUGGGAGACAACAACAGUAAUGACCUCCUGCUCAGUUGUCCCCAUUUCCGGAAUGAGACUGGUGGGAUGUGUGAACGCAAUGUGAGCUUCUCCAAAGCCUCGGCUGGGUCACCCUGUGGAAGUGAGGGUGGAGUCUUAGAACCUUCCCUCACCAUGUACUGUACAAAUGCCAGCAUCUCCGUCUUGGAGGUUCCCAAUGAGAUAGAGAAAACUCAAGGACGAUUAAAACACUACAGCAUUGAGCAUGUGGAUUUAGGAGCUCGGUAUUAUCAAGAUUAUUUUCAUGGUAAAGGUAAGAGGGUAACAUAUGUAAAACCUGUUGAGGCACAAAUGAAUGAAAUUGGAAGAACUAUGCUGAAAAAUUAAACUUUUUAUAUGUUGCAGCAUAUAUUAACCCCUUAAGGACCAAAUUUCUGGAAUAAAAGGGAAUCAUGACAUGUCACACAUGUCAUGUGUCCUUAAGGGGUUAAAGCAGUUUAGCUACCUUCUGGGGUCUUUGCAUAUUUUGCAAAGACCCCAGAUAGUGAUUGCUGUGGCCCAGGAUUGCAGGGGAAGCUAGUUCUUACAUCCCUGAACCUGUCUCUCACAGGCGCUACCAUCAUCCACUGCAAGGUCCUUUUCAGCUCCUCACUCUUCGCCUGUCAGGAGCUGACCUCAGCGAUAUACUCUUGUGCAUGCGUGAGAGUACCACACUGAUGUCUGUGGAGGAGACCGCAGAAAAUCUUCCGUAGAAAGAGCCCUUUUCCCCUCAGCGACCACUAGUGACUGCUGAGGGGUUGACAGCGGUAGCUCAAUCGUUUUGGCAAUUUUAGGAAAACUACAUAAGACAAAGUAGUCCCUGCUUUGUCUUAUAUGUUUUAACUGAGUUGGAAAUUCCAACACAGUCUCAUGAGCAUUUUAUAACGAUUUACUAAAUAUUACAUUGCAGAGUUGUAAUGCAUAUAGUCCUAUAGUGUAAAAUAUGUUUUUUGCCUGCCCUCCCUCCAGUGUGAGCUGCUGUGUUCCCUGAGAAUUCUAGACAGCAGUCGUUUUUUCGAACUGUUCGGAUCAGUGGCAGAGAGGUAGAGUGGGAUAAGCCCAAUAUCUUUUACACUAAAGAGCUAUGGCCAUUACAGUGUUUAGAGUAUCAGGUAUUAAUAUAUACUGCAACAUAUCAGAAGUCAUGCUUUUCUAUAAUCAUUGUUUAACCGGAGUAGUAAUCCAUUGAGAGCACGUGGCCUUGGGGGUUAAAAAAAGUUAAUUUAAAAAAAUGCAAACACUUUAUAGUCAUCUGUUUCAAUAGGACACUGCUUCAUAUAUGUUAUCUAUAUUUAUACUUUUAAGAAAAUACAUUGAAACAUUUUAUUCCAGUCAGAUUAAAGUGGGUUUUAACCUCUCUGCAGCGAUCUUGAAUUUUGCUCCCAAGCUCCUAUGGAUGGAAAAGGCAUAUUAUAUUUAUCAGAUCCCAGAUUUUUCUAUUUAUAUAUUAUCAUUUACAUCAUUUGUGACCUUGUCAUGAAAUAUUAAGAACCAUUAGGUUAAAGGGACAGUCCCAUGUAGGAGCAAAGUGACCUAAUGACAGCGACAUGUUUAAUGGGUUAAAGAGACCGUCCCAUGUAGGAGCAAAGUGACCUAAUGACAGUGACCUUUUUAAUGGGUUAAAGGGACAGUCCCAUGUAGGAGCAAAGUGACCUAAUGACAGCGACAUGUUUAAUGGGUUAAAGGGACAGUCCCAUGUAGGAGCAAAGUGACCUAAUGACAGGGACAUGUUUAAUGGGUUAAACGGACAGUCCCAUGUAAGAGCAAAGUGACCUAAUGACAGUGACAUGUUUAAUGGGAUAAAGGGACAGUCCCAUGUAGGAGCAAAGUGACCUAAUGACAGUGACAUGUUUAAUGGGUUAAAGAGACAGUCCCAUGUAGGAGCAAAGUGACCUAAUGACAGCGACAUGUUUAAUGGGUUAAAGGGACAGUCCCAUGUAGGAAGAAAGUAACCUAAUGACAGUGACAUGUUUAAUGGGUUAAAGGGACAGUCCCAUGUAGGAGCAAAGUGACCUAAUGACAGUGAUAUGUUUAAUGGGUUAAAGGGAGAGUCCCAUGUAGGAGCAAAGUGACCUAAUGACAGUGACAUGUUUAAUGGGUUAAAGGGACAGUCCCAUGUAGGAGCAAAGUGACCUAAUGACAGUGACAUGUUUAAUGGGUUAAAGGACAGUCCCAUGUAGGAACAAAGUGACCUAAUGACAGUGACAUGUUUAAUGGGUUAAAGAGACAGUCCCAUGUAGGAGCAAAGUGACCUAAUGACAGUGACAUGUUUAAUGGGUUAAAGGGACAGUCCCAUGUAGGAGCAAAGUGACCUAAUGACAGUGACAUGUUUAAUGGGUUAAAGGGACAGUCCCAUGUAGGAGCAAAGUGACCUAAUGACAGCGAUAUGUUUAAUGGGUUAAAGGGACAGUCCCAUGUAGGAGCAAAGUGACCUAAUGACAGUGGCAUGUUUAAUGGGUUAAAGGGACAGUCCCAUGUAGGAGCAAAGUGACCUAAUGACAGUGACAUGUUUAAUGGGUUAAAGAGACAGCCCCAUGUAGGAGCAAAGUGACCUAAUGACAGCGACAUAUUUAAUGGGUUAAAGGGACAGCCCCAUGUAGGAGCAAAGUGACCUAAUGACAGUGGCAUGUUUAAUGGGUUAAAGGGAGCAAAGUGACCUAAUGACAGUGACAUAUUUAAUGGGUUAAAGGGACAGUCCCAUGUAGGAGCAAAGUGACCUAAUGACAGCGACAUGUUUAAUGGGUUAAAGGGACAGUCCCAUGUAGGAACAAAGUGACCACUUUUGGGGAAUUUACACUAUGAAAUAAAAAACAGAAAAUCACAUAUUCUCCAUUGUAGCAAGUCUUAACAAAUUACAUCAUAAUCAGACCAGUUCAGACAAGCGAUUGACAGGGAGAUAAGAUGGAGGCACCCAGUUGUAUGAUAAAGAAGUUUCAAAAUGAAAUCUUAUUUUUUACACUUUAUAAAUACAUUUUUGUAAACAUAAUAUUAAGAAUCAUGAGAAGUGGCAGUUCCCCUUUUAAUUUGUUAAAUUAAGAGGCACAAUGUCUCCCCCUACUCUCGUCUUUAAAGACAUUAUUAAUGCAAAUUAAGUUGCUGACUAGGUCUGUAUGACCUAAUUAGGAAAAUGGUGCUUUUAUUUGGUAAAUAAAUUCCCAUUACUGUCUGAGACAUGAGUGACUGCUGCUAAUUUCAUGUGUCUAAUGGAAUACUCCCUCGUGACUGAAAUACCUAUUAUAGGUAACAAUUCGGAGAAUUUAUUGUCAGAUUAAAGGGAAAGUUACCAGGCUCUGCAUAACCCAUACGUAUUAAGCAUGGAUACUAAAUGGGAGUGAGAGUAUGAAAGACGUUACCUGCAAUAGGUAAUGUUUCUUUAAUUCUAUGGAGCCCCCUUACUUUGUAUGAAUGGUCAUUCCUAAUGCAAGAAUCUCAGGUGAAAACUGGCCUUUACCUCAUGACAAAUGAAAAAUGUUUGUUUUAAACUGAUGGACGCCCUUGUGUAUAUUGUGCUGACAGAGCUUCUAGUUUGUCAUGUAGGCAGUUUAUCUGAACAGAAAAACGUGAUCGAAAUUUAGCAUUCACUCUGUCACCAGCACAGAAAUAGUGGGAAACGUGAAGCAAUAGCAUUUACUGCAUCGUUUGCAUAAGUUAGGCCCCUUAGUGACGGCAUUACAGGAAAAGGGUCCCAGGCCUGGAAAGAUACUUCAUUUCCACGCGUCUUGAGACAGCGAUAUAUAGAUCUCUAUUUCCAAGCAUUGGGUCCCAUUUGUAAUAUCGCUACCUGGAAGAUAUUAGAAGUCCGGAACACAGGAUGGACAGCCUUGUGGAUGUGGGAGGGGCUAGGAUUCCAUUUUGUAAUGAUGUAUUAGUAACUUUGUAAUAUAAGUGUAUGAAUAAUGAAACCAUAUUGUGCAGAUCCCCCCUCUCUCGUUACAUGUUACAGAGUGUGCCGUUUCCCUUUCAGAGCACUGUAACUACUUUGGUGUGGAUGACAAGCUGGGUCCUGUUGCCGUGAGCGUGAAGAGGGACAAAGUGGAAGAUAGCAAGGACCAUGGCCCUCAGUAUCAAUACCGGAUCAUAUUCAGGACCAGUGAGGUAAGUCAGGAGGGGUGAUGGUUAGUGCAGGUAUAGGAGGCGAGUGUACUGUGAGAAUGACGUGCGUCCUUGCUAGGUCUCGUGUCUCGGUGGGGCUGGUUUAGAGAUCUUUGUUCCCUUUACUAGUCGUCAGUUUCCGUGACUGCAGUAUGAUACCACAUCGUAGCGCUGUCAGUCUCUGGAACUGCAGAGCUUUUCACAUAAUCAGAGGGCUCUACCGUCUGCAGCCAGCAGAGACUAUCCUUGUUAGACAGAUCACAUGGAAAGGGAAUAGACCAGAACAGUACACAGGAAAUAUAUGAUGUGAUCCUUUGUAAUAUACCACCAGCACUGCUAUGUCCCAAAAUUCCUUUACCCAGAAAAUGAAAGGGCUUGUUCAGUUCCUGCCCUUUUCAGUGUCACAGGGGUGAGCAUUGCAUCACUGGGAUAAGGGUCAGACUGAGCUGGGUCUGGGGGACAGGAUAGCUGCGCUUAUCUCCAAUCCCCCAGUUCUCUGUGCAAUCUAGUGUCUAAAAAUAUGUGUAGUGGAACCACACUGGGGAAUAUUAAGGCCUUUAGGUUCACAUCUCCCCGACAAAAGAGCCUCUGUUUCCCUGUGAGCAGAUUGGGACAAUGCCCGGUCUGUGUGAGAUGAGGAACUGCCCUGGGUUCCCUGCUUGGCACACUGGAACUCAUCUCUCAGCUGCUGCUCUGCUAGGAAAAUGGCAUUCAUAUCACAGAACAUGUGUGUAAUAAACCUUGCUUUCAUUAUCGUGUCCAUUUAUCUACCAACCUUUCCAUUUAUCUACCAACCUUUCCAUUUAUCUACCAACCUUUCCAUUUAUCUACCAACCUUUCCAUUUAUCUACCAACCUUUCCAUUUAUCUUCCAACCUCUCCAUUUAUCUUCCAACCUCUCCAUUUAUCUUCCAACCUCUCCAUUUAUCUUCCAACCUCUCCAUUUAUCUUCCAACCUCUCCAUUUAUCUUCCAACCUCUCCAUUUAUCUUCCAACCUCUCCAUUUAUCUUCCAACCUUUCCAUUUAUCUUCCAACCUCUCCAUUUAUCUCCAACCUCUCCAUUUAUCUACCAACCUUUCCAUUUAUCUACCAACCUUUCCAUUUAUCUACCAACCUUUCCAUUUAUCUACCAACCUUUCCAUUUAUCUGCCAGCUUCUACAUUUAUCUACCAACCUUUCCAUGUAUCUGCCAGCUUCUACAUUUGUAUGCCAACCUUUCCAUUUAUCUAGCAAGCUUUCCAUUAAACAGUAAUUACAGAAAUAUAUUGAAGUCUCUAGACUCCAGAUCAAAACAUUUCUCUUCGGUUCUAGUUAUCUUUUUCGGACACAUCAUCCUUUCUCUUCCCUCGCUCGUUCGGUCAUCAGGAUGUGAGAUUCAGAAUACAGGUGCCCACCCAGAAUAGUUUUUUUCCUUUUCUGUUUCUUUUUUUUCCAGCUGGUGACACUGAGGGGGAUGAUACAGGAGGACGCGGUGCCAUCCACAUCAAAGCAUGGUACAGUAAGGGGCCUUCCUCUCAAAGAUGUUCUGGAGGCUGUGAUACCCGAGCUAAACAUCCAUUGUCUGCGUCUGGCUAUGAAUUCUCCAAAAGUGACCGAGCAGCUCCUGAAGCUGGAUGAACAGGGGGUAAGAGAUCCUGGGGAGGUCGCACAGGGGGUUAUAACGCGAGAAAUGGACAUGCUGCCAAAAAGGGGUUUACAGCUGGGCAUUGAGGGCAUCAAGAAAUUGAAACAGCCAGGACUAGAACACCUGAGAAAAUACAGUGAGGGGCUUAUUCAUUAUAUAACGAGCUAGGUAGCUGAUUAUCAGUGACAUUUAGACCAUGUCAGGGUUUACUAAAAUAAUUCCUGUGCAGGCGAAGGGUACAUUGGCUCAGUGGAAUGCAGGAAAAUGAGCGUUACAGUCCGCCGAGCAACUGACAGCUUACCAGCUGACAAUUCCAUCCACACGUAUGAACAAUACCAACUUAUUAUACUUAUUAACGUGUGUUACUGUCUCCUUUCAGCUUUUCAGGAAACACAAGGUGGGCAUCUUAUACUGCAAGGCUGGCCAGAGCUCAGAGGAGGAGAUGUACAACAACGAGGGUGCAGGGCCAGCCUUCGAAGAAUUUCUGUCUUUGGUGGGAGAGAAGGUCUGCCUGAGGGGUUUCACUAAAUAUGCAGCCCAGCUGGACACCAAAAGUGAGUGCUGUCCUGGUACAUUGCUAGGGUUCAUGAUGCAUCUAUCAGUAUAAUGCCAUAAGGUGCAGCCAGAUAAGAAGUAAUCAUUCACUCUGUCUGAGAUUUGUUUCUGUUCUUAAUAAUUACAUUUGCGCAGUAGAAAUAGCCCUGUAUAUGACUUGGGCUUUUGCGAGUUGAAAUUUAACUUUUUGCUUCUACAGCAGAAAUUGGACAAUUUAACUACAAGAUCCACAAACCUUUGCUGUACCCAUAUAAAAACACUUAUGGUAUGCGCCCAGCACUGCUAUACAAAGUGAGCCUAGUUCACUUCCUGGCUUGAUGAUGGCUAAAUCUCUUAAAAUUUUACGAUUUCAUUAUUGUUAUGAUUAUUAUUAAUUUUUUUAAGUGUACCUGUCUCGAUCAGAUACAUUUAACAGUUAUAGACCCCUUAAACAUUUAAUAUAUUUUGUAUCGUGGUAAUAAAUCAUGGCUUCACACUGAUAUCCCAUGGAAACAUGUGGUAGAUAAAAUCCAAUUGUUAUAUAAAUUCUGCCAGUUUCCUAGCUACGUGCAUUAGAAACUGUGAGAAGGAACACAAUAAAAUCGAUUGGCAGACGACACCAGGCCGUCAUUCUCAUUUAUUUCCCCACCCUCCUUAGAAUUGUCAAGGUGUUUUUAUCCAAAGCCUUUGUGAAUUCUUUCACUGUGUUAGUCUCUAAAACCUCUGCCGGAAAACUGUUUCUGCAACUCGUUCUUUAUUAUUAUUAUUUUUUUCUCUCCUCUCGAUUUAGCUCCUUUAGAGUAAAUGUCACACUCUUGUUUUUUAUUUUGUGUAGCGGAUUCCACUGGAACACACUCUCUUUACACCACGUAUCAGGAUUAUGAGAUUAUGUUUCACGUGUCUACUCUCCUUCCCUACACUCCGAAUAACAGACAACAGGUAAAGAUACAGCUCUUUCUAUUCACACAACAGACAUACAUGACCAUCGUAUUGUCACAAUGUGACCGUGAUAUGUAUAUGGGGUAGAAAGUGUUUUAAUGACAGGAAUGUGUGAGUCUUUACUUCUUUUGUCCAUUGUGUACUAAGGACCAAGAACCAGAAGAACAGGCCGUGACAUGGAAAAACCAGUCCGGGGGCUACAUGAAUGAAAGAAACAUGUUUAAAAGUUAUGAUUGUUGGAGUAGUAUCCCUGUUUAAACACGUUUUAUUUUUGCUUUCAUUUUAGCUCCUCCGGAAGAGACACAUAGGAAAUGAUAUUGUGACCAUCAUCUUCCAGGAGCCAGGAGCAUUGCCCUUUACUCCACAGAACAUCCGUUCCCAUUUUCAGCAUGUCUUCAUCAUAAUCAAAGCCCAUGAUCCCUGCACAGAGAAUGUCUGCUACAGGUGGGUUCCUAAAAGAAAUAUAUUGCUCUCUGCCAUACCAUUUUCACGAUUGGCUGUAUUUAUCAUGCUGGUAAAUGUGUUUUGUUUUUGUUGAUUAGUGCAAUAGUCAUCACUGAAUGUACAUGUGUUCAUCCUUUGGCACAGCAUUGCUUGUUCAAAAUUAUGAAGUGGCAGAAUGUGUUCAGUUUGUGAGAGACAGGAAAAGAUUCCUGUCAUCUUUGACUGAUUGAAAUAUCGCUGCGUGGUGAUGCCUGCCCACGGUUAAGCUCUGUUAAUUUUCAACAUUCUGCUCAUCUGGUCUAACGGACAAGUAGAAUGUCAUUUUAGCAAGUUCCAAUCUGUGUAUUCCCAUGUAUAUUUAUCUUAUUAAAUGUUACAGUUUUUAUUUGUUUGCUAAAAUUAUAACUAACAGCAUUUGUUCUCUCUCUUUUACCUCCUUCUCAAAGUCCAGUGAUUACAAUCUAGUGAAAUAUUCUUCCCCUUCCUGUCCAGGAUUAUAACUUUCUCUGUCUAAAUAGAAACAAAACUCUCUGGAGACUACUUCAAAAUUCCACUGAUGCAUUUAUUGGCAGUAAUUAGCGAAAACAAUAAACAAUGCAUGCAUGAAAAAACAUAAUUAUGUUUCAAGAGCAGUACUCCUUAAAGUGAUAUAGCAUAUAUUUACUGGCGCUUAAUUGGCAGUGUUUCAACCUGCAUAUGGUGUCUUUUAACCCCUUAAGGACCAAACUUCUGGAAUAAAAGGGAAUCAUGACAUGUCGUCAUGUGUCCUUAAGGGGUGAAGCCUUGAAAACGUUUGAGACAAAAACUGACACAGUUUGAAACAUUGAUGGUCAAACACCGACUAAUGCACACUAGAUCGCUUUAGGAAUUCUGGUUCCAUUAUUUUCUCCCGCCCCCUACUUUUGCUGGCUGUUGUAGUUUUUGGUAGAAGUGGAGGAUCUUAGAACCCUUAAUAUUAGUAAGCAUUCAUCAUGAUUUCAUUCGUAUUUGCUCUUUACCUUGCUACAAGGAGAAUGCGGUGCCUGUCAACUCAUAUGACCUGACCCACUGAGUAGGGCAGUAGACUUAUCUCUUCCAUUGUAUGCUUUCUUAUUAACAGUGUGGCAGUGACCAGAUCGAAAGAUGUGCCCCCAUUUGGUCCCCCAAUUCCUAGUGGCGUUACCUUCCGGAAGUCCGAUGUCUUCCGGGACUUUCUGCUGGCCAAAGUCAUCAAUGCAGAGAAUGCAGCCCAUAAAUCAGAUAAAUUUCAUACAAUGGCCACCCGCACAAGGCAGGAAUACCUUAAAGACCUGGCUGAGAAUUAUGUCACCAACACACCUGUCGAUACAACGGGCAAGUUCAACUUAAUCUCUCUGACCUCCAAAAAAAAGGAGAAAACAAAACCGCGGCUUGGUGCUGAGCAUCAGAGCUCCGGUGCUUUAGCCUGGCGGGUGGUGGCGCAGGACUUUUCCCAGGCAGCCGAGACAGAAUGUGCCUUGGGCAUAUCUAACGAGUUUAUGGUCCUGAUUGAGACUGUCACCAAAGAGGUGGUUUUCAAUUGUUACUGUGUCGAUGUGAUUGGAUGGACACCCGAAAAACUGUCUCUCAAGAUCUUCUAUGGUCGUGGAGACCACAUACUAAUACGGGCUCUGGAUGAAAGCGGGGAAGACAUCAGGGAAAUUGUGCAAAGGCUGAAAGUAAGUGGGGAAAAAAGUGUACAUGAAUCAUCAGCUGGGUAUUCUAGAAGGAAACCACUAAACUAAAUCAAUAGUGCAGCUCACAGAGUACUUCAUUCACAAAAAACAGAACAAUACAUCAUAAUGUGUGCCCUCUGGGAAAUCCAGGCAGAAAAAAACUUUCAGAUGUUCAUGACAAAUAAAAUAAACAAAACAUACAAAGUAAUAUAGUUCUAAAUAGAAGACCUAAUAAGUAAUAUAUAUAUUAUGUAGCAUUUUAAAAAUCUAUUAUUUAGUAAUUCUGGUUGGCAUUGUGCAUUAUGCAAGGGUGGCAAGACAUUUGACAUUAAAAGGGUGCAGAGAAAUGCAGCCAACUCAAACUAAAAUCAGUGUUAAAGUAAAAAAAUGGCUGUGUCACAUAAUGGAGUUUAUUCACUAAACUGAAGAUGUGAAAAUAUGAAAAGCAAAUUACAAAUUGGAUUUGGAGACAUUCAGUUUGCUUGGUUUUUCUUUCCUAAAAAUGUCAGUUCCUUAACAAGUUUUAAAUUUUCAACAAUUCCCAGUUUGGCAAAUAAACCGCAGCGUGUCCAUGAAAUGUAGUGUUAAUUCUAACUGCACUUUUAAAAACUGCUGAAAGUGUAAAAACAAUGUCCUAAUUAGCUUUAGGUUUUAUAAAUUAACAGAUUGUUCGGGUCUGCUCCUGUUAAAGGCCCAUUUUAUUUUUGGGAAAGAAGUGCACUGUGACGUGUUAAAAUGUAACUGACUGCUUUGUGCACAAAUUAUGAGUCAGAUUAUUUUGCCUAAAUUUAACUAUUUCUCUAGUUUUAGCAUUAAAUGCCUCCGCGCACUAUAACAAAUCCUAGUGUUUGUAUGUAUAAUACUUGUAUAUGUUCUGACAUGGGUCGCUGUGUUUCUCUAGAGUAUUUAAGCUAGAACGACCCGUUUACAGAGAUUUCCACAUUAGGUGGUAUCACUAAUGUUUUUAUUUUCAGAAUUUCUGAAUCAGGACAUUGGGGUUUAAAUUUGCACAAGAGAGCUUAUUAUUUAAUGGUAAUGUGUGUGUAUAUAUAUAUAUAUAUAUGUAUGUGUAUCUGCAAUAAUUCUAUGCACAAUGGGUAAGUAGCUCAGAGUCAGAACCUGGGUGAUCAACGUGAGAAUAUAAAAUCGGUACAGUCCAAGUCAAGAAAAGACAUCAUGGAAAAAUAGUAAAGUUUAUUUGGUAUAUUUUUGGCACAUGAAGUCCAAAUUCGAAUAAAUAAUUAGACAUUGAGGUGAGGCAGAGCUCAAUCUAAAGGGGGAGAUGUUUAUGGGGAUAGAUCAGCAUGGUCACAUGGGGGCAGUAGGGAUUGCAUUCCUAUUUAAUUGCUAGUAUUAUUACUGUUUGACUGUUACUUUAAUAACACCAGCUUACUCAGCAGUACUGUGAAUGAAUACGUCUUAAACAUGCAAAAUGUAAAGAGAGAUUCAUCAGAGAAGGAAGUGAAUUGAUUUAAUGAUAUGGUAAAGGACUGUUAGCAGUCAGAGGAGCCGUCUUUCUGUGUUUGGUUAUAUGUAUAUGUUACAGGCAAUGUAUCAAGACAUGAUGUACAAUUCUCAGGCAAUGCAGUGCAUGCCUUGAGAUUACACACAGCAGACAGAACUAGUAAUGUGUUAAAUUAUGUGUAGUAAGACUCUGACCCUGCCUUAUUUUCAAUUCAGAACUGAUCCUAUAGAUUGCUGCCAGGGAUGUAAUGAAACCGAGACCAUUUUCUUGCAUAUCCAGACACUCAUUCAUACAGUUUAUCAAGCCAUUCUUCAUUCUGUUAACCUGUCCUUUCCACUAGCUGUACAGCAUCAUUUGUCCUUUCCCUCUCAAUGUACCGCCUAACAUUUCCUUAGCUCUCACCACCUCACCUGUCCUUCCCACCCGCUGUACCUGCUCACCUGUCCUUCCCACCCGCUGUACCUGCUCACCUGUCCUUCCCACCCGCUGUACCUGCUCACCUGUCCUUCCCACCCGCUGUACCUGCUCACCUGUCCUUCCCACCCGCUGUACCUGCUCACCUGUCCUUCCCACCCGCUGUACCUCCUCACCUGUCCUUCCCACCCGCUGUACCUCCUCACCUGUCCUUCCCACUCGCUGUAUCACCUCACCUGUCCUUCCCACUCGCUGUAUCACCUCACCUGUCCUUCCCACUCGCUUUAGAUGGAUAUGUUGUGACAGAAGAUCAUUUAUAACAGGACAAGACUUCAUGUAGAAACACACAUGACAUUGUGGGCAAUAAUGAUGGAGAGAAGAGCUAGAACUGCCUCUUCCGACAAGGUUGCACUAGAUCCAACCUGUCAAUAUAACAUUUUAACAGAUUUUUCUCUGUCCUUCACCAAUCUGUGCAGUAAAAAGAUUGGAGCUUUACUCUCCCAUUUUACACAGGCCCCAGGUAUGGCAGGUCUGAAAUUAAAAAGUAAAAAAAAAAAAAAAAUUAGAUUAAUUUUAAUUAGCUAGAUUAAUUGUGACAUUGUGUCAUUUAAUGUUAAAUAUCAGUUUUUCCCGUUUUCGUAAAUUGUUGUUGUUAAAAUAAGGUUGUUUACUGUUAUAAUGUGUUUUAUUGUGUUAUAACAAGGUUAGUCACAAGUAACCUUAUUAAACGUCUUACUAAAACUACCAGAUUUUGUGUUUCAAUAGUUUUUAUUUCCAUUUCUUUUUCAUCCUUUCCCUAACAAUAUCAGUUAUUUCUGUACUGUCUGCCCCCUCUGCGCUGUCUGUCUGCCCCCUCUGCGCUGUCUGUCUGCCCCCUCUGCGCUGUCUGUCUGCUCCCUCUGCUCUGUCUGUCUGCCCCCUCUGCGCUGUCUACAUGCACCCCCCUCUCGUUGUCUGUCUGCCCCCUCUAAGCUGUCUGUCUGCCCCCCUCUAAGCUGUCUGUCACCUCCUGCUGUCUGUCUGCUCCCUCUCUUUUGCUGUCUGUCUACCCCCCCUCUCUUUGUAUCUGUCCUGCCCCCCUCUAGAUUUGUCUGUCUGCCCCUCUAGCUGUCUGUCUGCUCCCUCUCUUUGGCUGUCUGUCUGCCCCUCUCAGCUGUCUGUCUGCCCCCUCUCUGCAGCUGUCUGUCUGCUCCCCUCUCUGUCUGUCACCUUUCUGUCUGUCUGCCCCCUCAUGGCUGUCUGUCACUGCUACUGCCCCCUCUGCUGUCUGUCUGCCCCUCUCUAAGCUGUCAUCUUGCCCCCCCCUCUCGCUGUCUGUCUGCCCCCCCUCUGCCUUUGUCUGUCUGCCCCCUAUAAAACAUGUCUGCCCCCUAAGCUGUCUGUCUGCCCCCCCCCUCUCGCUGUCUGUCCUGCCCCCUCUGCGCUGUCUGCCUGCCCCCCUCUGCGCUGUCUGCCUGCCCCCCUCUGCGCUGUCUGCCUGCCCCCCUCUGCGCUGUCUGCCUGCCCCCCUCUGCGCUGUCUGCCUAAUCUUACACUUUGUCCUGGUUAGGAAAGGAUGGUCAUUUCUCAUGUUUUGCCUUUAUUGUGCAUAUUGCCUGUAACAUAUAUACAGUGUGUGCGUGUACAUGUGCUGCUGGAUGUGAAUGUCUGUCAUGCCUUACACAAUCACCCCAACCAGCGCAUGUUUGUUAGUGGGUGUGGGGUCAGGCUUUCCACUGACUAUUUGGGCAAAUCACUAUGAUGGGAAAACUAAAUGCGUGCCAGACGAUCUAUCACCGUACAGAACCAGAAUUAUAUCAUAAAACCUAGCAGUUGAUGAGUGCAAGCAGGGGACAGGGAAAAAUGGUGAAGAUGGCAGAGCCUGAGGGCAUAGUGAGCAUAGAAGGAGUAACGUGAAGUAAAGGGCAUGGAGGGGACACAAAACAUGAGAAGAGAAAACUGGAGGACGUGGAGAAAACGAACACGAUGGUAUAGUGAGGCAGAAACUGGAGGAUGCGGAGGUAACGUUGAACACGAGGGUAUAGUGAGGCAGAAACUGGAGGAUGCGGAGGUAACGUUGAACACGAGGGUAUAGUGAGACAGAAACUAGAGUAUGUGGAGGUAACGUUGAACACGAGGGUAUAGUGAGGGAAAAACUGGUGAACGUGGAACACGAGGGUAUAGUGAGGCAGAAACUACAGCAUGUGGAGAGAACAUGGAACACGGGGUAUAGUGAGGCAGAAACUGGAGAACAUGGAGGGAACAUUGAACACGAGGGUAUAGUGAGGCAGAAACUGGAGAAUGUGGAGGGAACGUCUGACACGAGGGUAUAGUGAGGCAGAAACUGGAGAAUGUGGAGGGAACGUCUGACACGAGGGUAUAGUGAGGCAGAAACUGGAGAAUGUGGAGGAAACGUCUGACACGAGGGUAUAGUGAGGCAGAAACUGGAGGAUGCGGAGGUAACGUUGAACACGAGGGUAUAGUGAGGCAGAAACUGGAGGAUGCGGAGGUAACGUUGAACACGAGGGUAUAGUGAGGCAGAAACUAGAGUAUGUGGAGGUAACGUUGAACACGAGGGUAUAGUGAGGGAAAAACUGGUGAACGUGGAACACGAGGGUAUAGUGAGGCAGAAACUACAGCAUGUGGAGAGAACAUGGAACACGGGGUAUAGUGAGGCAGAAACUGGAGAACAUGGAGGGAACAUUGAACACGAGGGUAUAGUGAGGCAGAAACUGCAGAAUGUGGAGGGAACGUCUGACACGAGGGUAUAGUGAGGCAGAAACUGGAGAAUGUGGAGGGAACGUCUGACACGAGGGUAUAGUGAGGCAGAAACUGGAGAAUGUGGAGGAAACGUCUGACACGAGGGUAUAGUGAGGCAGAAACUGGAGAAUGUGGAGGAAACGUCUGACACGAGGGUAUAGUGAGGCAGAAACUGGAGAAUGUGGAGGGAACGUCUGACACGAGGGUAUAGUGAGGCAGAAACUGGAGAAUGUGGAGGGAACGUCUGACACGAGGGUAUAGUGAGGCAGAAACUGGAGAAUGUGGAGGGAACGUCUGACACGAGGGUAUAGUGAGGCAGAAACUGGAGAAUGUGGAGGGAACAUUGAACAUGGGGUAUAGUGAGGCAGAAUCUAGAGAACGUGGAGGGAACAUGGAACACGAGGGUCUAGUGAGGCAGAAACUGCAGAAUGUGGAUGGAACAUUAAAUACAGGGGUAUAGUGAGGAAGAAACUGGAGAAUGUGGAGGGAACAUUGAACACAAGGGUAUAGUGAGAUGGAAACCUGGAAAAUGUGGCGGGAACGUUGAACACUGGUAUAGUGAGGCAGAAACCUACAGAAUGUGGCAGGAACAUUGAACACGAGGGUAUAGUGAGGCAGAAAUUGGAAAAUGUGUAGGGAACAUGGAACACGAGGGUAUAGUGAGGCAGAAACUGCAGAAUGUGGAGGGAACAUGGAACACAAGGGUAUAGUGAGAUGGAAACCUGGAAAAAGUGACCGGAACGUUGAACACAAGGGUAUUGUGAGGCAGAAACUGCAGAAUGUGGAGGGAACAUGGAACACGGGGGUAUAGUGAGACGGAAACUGGAGAAUGUGGAGGGAACAUGGAACAUGAGGGUCUAGUGAGGCAGAAACUGCUGAAUGUGGAGGGAACAUUGAACACUAGGGUAUAGUGAGGCAGAAAUUGGAAAAUGUGUAGGGAACAUGGAACACGAGGGUAUAGUGAGGCAGAAACUGCAGAAUGUGGAGGGAACAUGGAACACAAGGGUAUAGUGAGAUGGAAACCUGGAAAAAGUGACCGGAACGUUGAACACAAGGGUAUUGUGAGGCAGAAACUGCAGAAUGUGGAGGGAACAUGGAACACGGGGGUAUAGUGAGACGGAAACUGGAGAACGUGGAGGGAACAUGGAACAUGAGGGUCUAGUGAGGCAGAAACUGCUGAAUGUGGAGGGAACAUUGAACACUAGGGUAUAGUGAGAUGGAAAUUGGAAAACGUGGCGGGAACGUUGAACACGGGGGUAUAGUGAGGCAGAAACUGGAGGAUAUGGAGGGAACGUUGAACACGUGGGUAUAGUAAGACUGAAACUGGAGGAUGUGGAGGGAACAUUGAACACAAGGGUACAGUGAGACGGAAACUGGAGAAUGUGGAGGGAACGUUGAACACAAGGGUGUAGUGAGGUUGAAACUGGAGAAUGUGGAGAGAAUAUGGAACACAAGGGUAUAGUCAGGCGGAAACUGGAGAACAUGGAGGGUUUGACGGGGUCGGAAACUGGAGAAUGUAGAGAGGAAAUAAAUUUUGAUCUGGUGAAGAAAAAGCAGGAGGGGCACAUAGAUCAAGAGGGGACGUGUAACAUGGGGGUCCGGAGAAAUGCAAGCUGGAGAGUGUGUACGGGGUAUAGGACAGUAGGGUGUGAAGAUCUAGAACAAGGAAGAUGUGAAAGGAACAUAAAGAUGUGAAAGUGAGAGGCUGGAGACAUGGAACGUGCGGGUGUGGAAAACUGGACUUGGGUUGGACAUGGCACUUGAGAGUCAGGAGAGGAGGGAACUGGAGGGUGUGAAGGAGGACAUAGAACUUAAGGGUGUGGAGAGGAGAAAAUGGAAUUGCAUGGAGGGGACAUGUAGUGUGAAAAUCUUAAAGAGAAAGCAAAAGUUCAUGGGGGCAUAGGGCACAAAGAUCUGGAGACGAGGAAGCGGGAGAGGAUGUGGAGCAUGAGGGUCUGGAUAAACACAAGCAGGAAGACGUGUACAGGGCAUGGGACAGUAAGGUGUGAAUAUCCAGAAACGGGUAGAUGUGGAAGAAACAUGAGGUGAAAGCUGGAAGGUGUGGGGCUCAGAACGAGAGGGGGUGGAAUGGGUACGGAACUCGUGAGCGUGGAGCAAAAGAUGAAGGAGAACACAAGAGUGGAUCUAAAAAAGCAGGAAGAUAUAAAGAAAAAAAAACACCUCAGGAAAAAAUGGGGCUAUAGGGAAAGUGAGUAUGUAUAAAUGAGCAGACAGAAAGACAUGGAAUGUGAGUAUGUGGUGUGUGGAAGGACAUGAAGUAAUCUAGACAGAAUGAGGUCUUGAAGGGGGAAGGACAAAAAAAGAGUGUGAAAGACAGUGGAGGGCUCAAGGAUGUGAGAAUGUGGAGAGUAAGAAGCAGGAGUUCAUGGAGGUCUUGCAGGUCACCUCUACUGGAACUUAACAUUUCUUGUGGAGUGUUCUUGACUAAAGUAAGUAGCACAGAAAUUGUUUAAUAGGAGCUCUGUGGGAGUAUAUUGAUAACAUCCACCAGAAAACCGCUAUAUAAUCUGGGAUUGUAAAACAUUGGAUUAAAGGCCUUUCAUGUUAGUCCCCAACAUAUGUUCUCAGAUCAUGACCAAAGGAUGCGAGACAGUGGACAUGACCCUGCGCAGAAAUGGCCUGGGCCAGCUGGGCUUCCAUGUUAAGUAUGAUGGCACUGUCGCAGAGGUGGAGGACUAUGGCUUCGCGUGGCAGGCUGGCUUACGGCAAGGAAGUCGACUUGUGGAGAUCUGCAAGGUGGCAGUGGUGACUCUUAGCCACGACCAGAUGAUUGAUCUUCUGCGCACAUCGGUCACAGUCAAGGUGGUGAUUAUACCGCCCCAUGAAGAUGGUGUGCCACGAAGGUAAGAUCUCCCCCCUCCUUCUGCAGCUGCAGAUAUUUUGUGUUUUACCAUUUAAAAGUUUGCUGUAAAAGUGCCAGCAUGUGGCUUCCCUGGCAAUGCUGGCCGAAGAGGAUUGGUUCCCAGUGUGUGUGCUUUAGUGAAUUGUGAUAUAAAGAGUGUUUGACUGUUGUACCGAGCCAGGAAGUGGUUAUAGUGAAGUGAUUUGUGUAACAUUAUGGAAUGCAACAAGAUGCAGGGGGAGUUUUAAUAGAUUGUGCUAUAGAGAGGAAUUAUUAAGCAUGCAGAAACCUGCCUUCAGACCCUACAGCAUUAAUCCACCUAUGCUUUCUGUGACAUGUUUAUAUCUGUGCUCACCGGUCUGCCCGUUCCCUUCUCAUACACACUGCUCUGCGACCUCCCUCCCCAUACACACUGCUCUGCGACCUCCCUCCCCAUACACAUUGCUCUGCGUCCUCCCUCCCUAUACACACUGCUCUCGGACCUACCUGCUCAUAUACAAUGUUCUGCGACCUCCCUAUGUGGAGUUCUGUAUCAGAAUAGGCUGUGCUUGGAGUUCUGUAUUUGAACGGUGUGUGCGUGUGCGGAGUUCUAUAUCGUAAUGGCGUGUGUGCGGAGUUCUAUAUCGUAACGGCGUGUGUGCGGAGUUCUAUAUCGUAACGGCUUGUGUGCGGGGUUCUAUAUCGUAACGGCGUGUGUGCGGAGUUCUAUAUCGGAACGGCGUGUGUGUGGAGGUCUGUAUCGGUACAGCAUGUGAUUUGUAUGUGGGUCAUUCUGUAUCAGAGCGCAGUUUAUAAGACAUUUUGAUGUAGGAAUUGUAUGUAUAUGGAAUUAAAGAGAUAGCUACCUCAGGUUUCAGGUACUUGUAGAAUGAUCUAGAAUUAUCCAUUAAGUUACUAAAGGUGCCAAGUCUGCCCAGCAUGGAUUGCUUUUUUUUAUUGCACAGAUACUGCAAGGCAGUCUCUCUGUAACAGAACUUGCCGGUUAACCACACCCGGUAAAAAAAUCUGUGCAGGGCAAGUCAGGACAAUUAUCUCCCUGUGUUCUGUCAGGGCGAACUCAGAGUUUGCUGUAACGUACAUGAGAGGGUAGUUAUUAUGGGAUGUGAGAAUAACAAAGUCCUGCUAAGGUACGUAUCAGACCGUCUGUUAGCAUUCUGACUGCCAGAAUUCUAAAUUCAUAUUAUACUCUUUAUUACUGAAAGCGUUGUGUCAGGAAUGUUUGACAUGUGUGCUGUUUGCAGUCUGUCACUGUGUAGUUCACAUGUUACAGGGAUACAUUCUUAAAUGUAUAAAGACUCUCUCCUGCGUGCAAAGACCUCUACUCGCUCCCUUCUGGUCAUGCCAGGUUUAGUCACACUGUUACACAUGUUUCUUCUAAAGGGGCUGGACUGAAACCUCCAUGGACCAUAAGGACGCAGAUCAUGCCUCAUCCACCUCCAGACCACCGUACCGCAGCAACACAACUUGGCAGUGGAGCGGCUCUGCUACCCAUCACAGUGCCACUCCUUCACAAAAAUGGGUAAUACCUAACCAUCCACAGUCAUUGAACCGGCCUCCAAAGCAGGCUCCAGGAGUGCCCAUCAGGGAACCACAGUCUCUUCACAAUAACCGGAGGUGGGUUUGAUGCAGAUAAUGAUGACUCCACUCCUACAUGGGACUGUCCCUUUAACCCAUUAAACAUGUCACUGUCAUUAGGUCACUUUGCUCCCACACGGGACUGUCCCAUUAAACAUGUCACUGUCAUUAGGUCACUUUGCUCCUACAUGGGACUGUCCCUUUAACCCAUUAAACAUGUCAUUAGGUCACUUUGCUCCUACGUGGAACUAUCCCUUCAACCCAUUAAACAUGUCACUGUCAUAGGUCACUUUGCUCCUACAUGGGACUGUCCCUUUAACCCAUUAAACAUGUCGCUGUCAUUAGAUCACUUUGCUCUUACGUGGGACUGUCUCUUUAACCUAUUAAACAUGUCACUGUCAUUAGGUCACUUUCCUCUUACAUGGUACUGCCCCUUUAACCCAUUGUGAGCAUUAUGAGGCUUUGUUAAUUAACUAUAGUUACAUUUUUGGUUUUUUUUUUUAUGGGAAAGGCUGCAUAAAUCACUUUGUAGGAAGUUGUAGUUACCAUCGGUGACUUAAUCCUGAAAAACUGGCACAGCUUGUGUCAGUAAGGUGUGACGGGGAGGAGAUACCCAAAGGGCACCAGGAGAAUAUAACUUGUAUAUACAGCUUUUUAAACUUCUCAAAUCUGUUCUCCAAAUAUACAGGCCAGUGAGCUAUCCAGAGACGCCGUAUAUCGCCACGUCGCCGACGGCAGUGGAUAAAGGACAGCCGUACCGGCAUACUUCGGGAAGUUUUUCUACCCCAAACACCAGCGGAGCCAGCUACAGUCGCUUCAAGCCAGCCGUGGAAAGGUGAGUCUGGAUUAUUACAUUUACUCAUAAAAAAUGGAUGUGUGUUGCUUGAAGAGAGAUAUUUUGCUGGGGGAAAAAAAACACAACUUCUGCCGGAGUUAUGUUUUAUCCAUGUUGUUUCCACCCUCACAUGUAACCCGCUUUCACUUGUUCUCUGUUAAUCCGGGUGUAAUUAUACAUUGCCCAAUAAACAGUCUCUAUUUAUAGUGUGCACAUUUUGCAGUGGGUGGAAAUCUGUCUCUGGGAUUAGGAAUUACUGACAGGAUGGUCUAAACCUGAAGGACCGGAGCGGCAGAACUCAGGAGAUGAGAAUGAUAUGGUUAUAGAUGGGAAGCGUGAUGGUAACAUUGUAUGAGGCUGAAAGAUGGCAGCCCUUUGUUAGUGCUCAUUGAUGUAUUUUUUUUCUAAUUGCAGCAGAUUUGGAACUCCCCAGAGAUCGACACAGCAGCUAGAAAGCUACUACGUGCAGGACGGGAUGUCCAGUGGAGAGAAGUAUUCAGGAGGUGUCACCAACCACGAAAUGACAACAGAGAGGCAAAAAUCAGGUGAGGAAUCUCAAGUGCCCUAAUGGA